GGGGGGAGAGGGGGUGAGAGAGGAGGUGACUCUCCGGCAGCAUUUAGACACAACGAAAGGAUCAUGGCGGAUGGCCCCAGGUGUAAGCGCAGAAAGCAGGCGAACCCGAGGAGGAACAACGGUGAGUAAAAGUACUUCCGACGCGGAGCUUUGCUUGUUGGGGAACGGUCUGGAGGCUGCCGUGUCUCCCGGUAAUUUCACCGAAAAGUUUGGUCCGGUUUCGGGUAACUGGAAGUGCUGGGAAGUAGCAAGUGAGCGCUGUAUUACAGCCCUAUGUGGUGUACCGUUAUACCUGGGUCGCGUCUCUCCCUCCGCCUAGCGGUCCGCUGCACCGGAGACCGUUAUACGCACCUCACCCUGUAAUAAGCGGAGCCGCUUUUGUCUCCACUUUACAUCUCUUUAUUCAUUUUAAUACACUUUUAACCCCGUUACACACCUCCCAUUCAUUGAUUUAGUUUCAUUCUUUCGAGUUUUUGAGCCCACCACUGAACUCGGACCUGUUUCUGUGGGAAACACGCUACCUGAUUGUUAAUGCGGACCUCGACGGACUCGUUAUUUUUGACAGUUUUUCUUCAGAUUAGAUGAGACAUUGCUAUCAUUUAGUCCAAAUAAGUUCUGAGCAUCACUGCAUGUUUGUGAAACAGAAGAAACACAACUGUUUGGUUUGUUCUUUCUUUCUUUUUCUCACUCGGAGCAGGUAGCGACCGGACACUGUUGCUGAAACUACACGGGCUUAAAAACGUCUUUUACGCAUUCGGAUUUGCCUACUGUUUACUUCCAACUACAUUUAUAUAUCAGUAGCAUAUUUUUAAUGAGUUACAUUAGAAAAUAGAAUAAAUAUGUGCGGUUUUGUUGUUGAGCCACGCUUUGGACGGUCCUUUUCCUUCAUUCUUUAACUUAUUUCAUUGUUUUGUUUCUGCUCUGUUGAUACCGUACAUGAUAAGUGUUUAAAACCCGUCUGGUGUUGAGGUAGGGGCUGAAGACUAGUUGUAACAUGGAUGGGGUAACAGAGGUUCCGGGGAACGAGGAAUAUCUCACGCGCUGUUUGUGUGAGCAGAGCGAGCGCAGCCCAUAUAAGGACAGCGGAUCCUCUCCAGUCGCGCGCAGGGAAUCCUGAUUCUUGUAGGACCGUGGACACGAGCGAGGCUUUUAACACACGUUUUACCUUUUCUGAUACUGAUGACUUUUAUUAAGCCCGUGUUUACAUAAUUCAAGUGGAGAUUAAUCGAUUUGGAUUUGAUUUCCGUUUCGGUUAGCGGAGAUGAUCGGGUUUUACGCACGUUAUUGUGUUAUUGUGGUUAUAUCAUCCACAGAGGAGCCCAAACGGCUCGCUUUGAGGACACUUGAUUACCUUCGUGUUCGUCAUUAUUAGUUGUGUUAUUGUAGUGUAAAUGACUUCCAUGAGUUGUAGCCACUCGUCUGCUUUCCUGCCUUUUUCGUGUAUUCGCGUCGUGGGUCGAUGUGAACGCAUGAAGCCACGGUGUGGACUUCUAUUUUUAAUUAUUUUAUUGUGAAAGGACGCGUUUUUGUCGCGGGUGUGACAACAUGUGUUGUCUAUCAAGCAGACUAGUCGUGCUCAUGUGUUGUGCCACCCAGUGUACUUAAAAGGAGCUCUGCUUGUGUUGGAAACUCAGCGUUAUUUUGUCAGACAAACCUGUAUUAUCAGAUAGAAGAUGGUGAGAGUCGCUUCAGAGGAACAGUCGCGACUUUCUUCGGGUUCAAACAGCUCUUCUGUGUAUCCGUGGGAGGAGAAUCUACGGUGCUUUUUCUAGUGCGUGUAAAUUUUCCGAUGAUUGGACACGGCGAUAUGGACACAUUUCCAUCGGGCGCUAUCGGUGUUGGACGCUAACAUGUCACUUUUAAUGCAGUGUGCUCAAGUGUUAGGUUCAUCUUUCUUUAUGUAACUGUGUGAGUGCGCGCGCGCGCGUGUGUGCAUGCGUGUGUGUGGAGGACACACCUCAGAUAACGGUCCUGCUGUCAAGGUGUGGAUGUGUCUUUGCCUUGAUAAUGACAGGCAGUUUGAUUCUCUCUGAAGAGGCUGAGUUCGUGUUAACUGUAGCUGUGUUAAUCUUUAAUCCUAACUUUGACCACGGCUUUGUUAAAGGUUUCUCGCCGCUGACACGGGCCUGUUGAUAUUUAAAGUCACAUCCCAAAGGAAACAGAUGUUUGAGUCAUUUGCAUUUGCUUCAAAGAGCCAUGAGGGUCCGCUUUUAAGUCCUCACUUCCCACCACCUCCUGACAAAGCAGCUGAUCUGUCAUGUAAAUCAACAUCUCAGGUGGAAAUUACUUGUGUAAAGUUAGAUCAAAUGCUGCAUGUUGUCAUCAGAGGUACAUUGAUUUCCCGUGUAAUUGUUCUUUUUUGAAGUUUUUUUUUAUUCAGUGGUUUUAGUUUUAGUUUUUAUUUUCUGGAGAGUUUACUUUUCUACCUAACACUAACUGUAUUGGAGACAUAGAUGCUUCAUGAAUGGCAGCUGGCUGAUUGGAGGGCAUCUACACUGCAAAAAACUCACACUUCACCGAGUGAAUUUGCCUUCAUUUUUGUGACUAUAUCCCAUCACUCUUGAUGUAAGCUGUGCUGACUUGUCAGGUGCAAAUACAGCUCUCUCUUUUUUGUCAUAUUCCAGGACAAAAUCUUCUUGACAAGUUUCUUGAAGCAACUCUUGUUAAAAAUUUUUUGUCUUUGCUGUAUGGACCGCCAUCUUUACACUUUAAAACCAAUAAAGUCCUUUUUUUUUGGCCCAUAAUACGUCUAACUGCAUGACUUUAGUACGCAGAGACUGUCAACAAAGUGCAAAACAAACGAAAUGUUGCAGAAAUAUUCAACAAGUUCACCCUGGAUGGGUGCAGAGUCAGAAUCAUUUCAACAAUAAAUAGGGGGAAAAAACCUUUUCAAUACUCAUGAGCAUAUUGUACACUCUCAUAACUCUCUGUCAUAUGUUGAAGUAAGUGUUUUGUAAUCAACGCUUUAAAUACUUGUCACAUAAAGUACUUUUUCCUUUUAUUUGACUAGAAUAACAGACUUGUUUUACUUCUAAUUAAGUAAAAAGUCCCCAAAGUGACUUCAAUUUUACUGAGGUUGAUUAUUUUAAUCAUUUUUACAUCUUUGUAUCAAGUCUUUUUUUCGCAGUGUUGCCAGGAAACAUCUUUGGCUCACUAUUUAAAAGCCAAAAAAUAAAUUCAUUAGUCAUUGCUGGGGCUUUUAUGAUUAAUCACCCAGCUUGUUGUGGUCAGCGGCCAUGCCAGGCCUCUGGCACAAACUGAGGGAGCAGAGAUCAAGGUGAGCUCCAUUCCCCGCUGUAAACAGAGAGGUGUUAACAGCCUGCAGGACGACAGGUGUUUGCAAUCGGCGGGAUACUGCAGCUUCCUUUGUCGCUUCUCCCCAGUCAGCUCCCCUCAGGAAUAGCAGCCGUUCCCUGCAACGGUAAUUUAACACAGCAAUUUGGGAAUAGAGGAAUGCGCCCGGUGUUAACAUUCUUUGUAAAAAUAAACAGGCCUGUGCUGGGACAGCUUUGUACCCUCGCUCAGGAGCUCAGAGCUAAUGUUUGCAGAACGCUGUUUCGGAGACAACUUGAAAUGCAUACAGGUAGUUAGGAUUUCUAUUUAUUUGACAAUAUUGCAGGAGUAAUUUGUCUAAUCUGCUAAUGCGUCUCGCUCUCUCUCUGAGGCAUACUCACACUCUUGCACCUUGAUGAAUCAUCCAUCACAGAAGGAAAAUGAGGCUGCGGGUUCGGCACUUGGCAGCAACUCAUGUAAUGCUGAAGAGCAUGUUUAUUGGCCUGGUAAAACUAUACUUAAACUAUACUUAGUGCCCCGGACUCACUCACCCUGUCAAGAGACUACUGACCACAUGCUGUAAAUUGGAGGCAGAGCAAUAAAAAAAAAAAAACACCAAAAGUUGAAUUUUCUUGGGAGGAACAGGCAGUGUUUUUCACUCCUGAGGAGGUGGGAUUGUUUCUGCAGCUCCACAUGUCACAGCAGUGUUUUAAAGACAUCUGUUUACAUUUAAAAGGUCCACCCCUGUUGCGUGAAGAGUUGAGCGGAGGAGGAAAUUUUCAUUUAUCUCCUUGCUUUUCACCAACUUCCUCGGCAGCUUCAUUUGAAAGUGCCAAGUAAGAAGAAAAUCCCCCCGCCUCCGCUCUCUCUCUCUCUCUCUCUCUCCCUCUCUCUUUCUGUAUGCCUCAGCUCUCACUCCUCCUUCCAGGCUCGUCCUUUAUUUCAGGGGGUUAAGACACAGUAGCCAGGGGUGCUGUUGAUUGCCCCCUGACCUAGGCACCCAUGCGUGCUUAGAGUAUGACUUCACUUUCCCCCCCUGUGCCAUUGUGAGGCUUCCAGCAUGUCCAAUUGUGUUUGUGUUUAAGUCUGUUCAAUGAAAAGGGAAGAGAGAGAGAGGAGGAGGGGUUUGGGGGGGUUGUUGGCGCUGCAGCUUUUUCUGCGCUCCCUCCUUCUCUCCAUCCUCUGACCCCUUAAACUGUGGGCUCCAUGUUCCCUGCGGAGCUGGUGAAAGGGGGGAUGGAGGGAGUUGGUGAGAAGUGGAGAGGUGACCAAAGGAUUUUACAACAGGUGACAACUGAGGGACUGGUGCUGCAAAAGAAGAGGCCUGAAACUCGUGACAUGUUCAGAUUUUUGGAUCAAAGCUAGAAAUAUAAUCAGAAAAAAAAAAUUGGCAAAAUGCUUCAAGUCUAAAAACAGCUGUUUGCUCUAAAAUAACCAGAUGAAAAUAAAGUUAGUCUCUGGCUUAGUUGAAUCAAUCAGCAUGUCCGUCAGGGUGGGAAAAGGCCUGUCCUCAUCUGACCAUUCAGCAGAACUAAAAUGAUGUGAUGUACGACCACACUCCCACCUCUGUAAAGGCAGCUUAAUGAUUAGCUGCUCCCGCGGUGGCUGAGAGCAUUAGCCUAUAAAAAGGUGCUCUCCCUCCGUAAAGACGGAGUUUUAAACCCAGAGUCAGUUUCAGUAACCCCCUUAACUGCGCUUGGAUGUGCUUUAUUGGGGUUUGUGUGGCUGAAUGCCCAAAUGAACCAUUGUGUGUUCAGGCUUUAGUGAGAAAGCCUGAGGAGAAAGAGCCUAGUUACCUUUGCAGUUUGCCUGCUCUACCUCAUACACUUUCAGUGGCAGAAGAAAAGGCCCAUUCAGCGGCCCGGCAUGGGGAGGGAGAGCCCUUUUCACACUCGGCUUGUGGGAAACUUCUCCUCCAUACUGUGCAUGCCAUUUGCAUAUGACCCAUUCUUUUCCCAAAGGUCCCCGCGAGGGAGGAAUCCGUGGAACGUUAGCAGAAUUCAUCAAAUCCCUCUCUCAUGCAGCCCCCGGACCCUCAAGGGCCUGCUCUGCAGAUCCCUGUGGGAUGAAUUUGUUUUGGGAAUACAGGUGCAUCUCACCAAAACAAAACAUUGUGAAAAAGUUUCAUAUUUUUUAUCAGCUGGUUAAGAAAGGGAUUCAUGUAAAGGAGCCUUGACUAAGUACUGACUGCCUUAAUAAACCUACAGCAGUUGGACGAUGCUGUAUUUUAAAUCCUGUUUUUAAUCAAUCUGAGGAAAUAUUCUAAUAAUUCUAAGAUUCUGGAUUUCUCAUUUUUAUGCUAUAGUCAUCAAAAAUUUGUCAAAGUUUACUUUUUCAUAAUAAUAGCAAAGUAAUAAACCUUUUUUAAGAUGUUUGUAUUUGUUGUGAUGCACCUGCAUAGCUUACAUCUACAUUAUGCUUCUUUGCCUUGGCGCUGACACUUCAAACAUCCUCAAUGCAUUUCUAGCCUCGUCCAGACAAGUACAUAAAAACCAGAAAAGUCUAUCUUUUGCUUUGCCUAAAAAAAUCUGCAUUCAGUGAGUACAUUUUGAGACAGUGAACAAAUGGAGUUUGCGGGCCAGGAGUUAGCAGUAAAACAAGCAGUGAAGUUUAUGCAAGUCUUGUCCAGAAGCGUCUUUUGACCGCCCUGAGGUGACGUAGAUGCAGAGUGUUUAACCAGCAAAUAUUAUUUCUGAGCUCUGAUGUUCAGAGUGAUAGUGUUGCAAUCAGACCAAAGUCAAAACAGGUGAACCCUUUCAGACGAGUUGAUUAGUUGGUGAAAACCCCAGUACCAAGCAGACAAAAACAAACCAACAUCUCACCAUGUUGUAGGUAACACUGGACUCAUUACAUACUGGCUUGUGCAGAUUGAGCUGUGAUAUCUAGCAAUUUUCUGGAAAAGUUGACCUUUACUGUUGAAUAUGUGUGAGAGUAAAGAGCAUCUCUGUUAUAUGAAUGUGACACAGACGGUUGUUUUAGGGUCAGGGUGAGGGCUUCAUUUGACUCAGAAGGCAGGUGUUUCCCAAAAACCACUGCCAUGUGUCAUAAGGGGUCCAUCUGCAUGACAGGACAAAGUGACGGGGGCCACACGCCUCGCAGCCUCCCUAACUGACAAAGUCGCAGCCGCCCACAGAUCACAAACACUCUCUGUGAAAGGGACAAAAAUAUUGAGAAUGGAGGGUCAAACAAGGAUGAGGCGGUGGGAGCUUGUAGCGACGCGUCAGCUCAGUGAACUGAACAAAAACACAGCCGUUGAUCUGCAGCGAAAUGUGGCCUCCCAGAAAAAGCAGACAAGGACGGCUUCCUGGAUGUGACACAACUUCUCGAACGGCGUCCUCACUGACAUGCCCGUGAUCAUUAAGUGAGUCGUGUUGGUCUGCGACAGCUCCAAUAGGGCCGGCCCCUGAAACUGAUACUGACACAGAAAGUGGUGUAGGCAAGUAUUUGUAGCAGUGCAGCGUAGGGAGGAGAGCUCAGUUAGGUGUAUCAUGUGUGCUAACAGAGCAGAAAAGCCUCCUCUCCUCUGCUGACUCCAGAGCAGUGAGUCAUGAGCAGACAGGUGUGUUUGCAACCUUACAAUCUCUCCCACUUUAUCCUUUUUUAUUCUCUGUCCCUUGUUCCCUCUCAGUCUCCCCCUCCUUCUUAACCCCUCCCUAUAAGAGAGGGGGUGAGAGAUAAUAUCCUCCACCCCUGUGUAUACUUGAGGGUGAGAUUACCUCUAAAUUGCCAUCCUGGUGGAGGUAAAUAUUGUGUACGGCGAGCCCUGCGCUGCCUGUUGAUGUGUGUUUUUAAUCAUGUAUUUGGUGGCUGCUCUUCAGGUCCACAGUGAGUCCCUUUGGGUUUGUCUGCAGACCCCUCCUCAUCCCCCCCAUCAUCACCACCACCUCCUUCUUUCCCUUCCCUUCCCGCCCAUCUAUCCCCUCCCCCCUCUCCUCUCCUCUCCUCUCCUCUCCUCGUGGUCCUCAGUGGAGCGGUUAAUGAAAAAGACUGGACUGACACAAUAGGCAGAAGGCGGGCCGUGAGGGGCUCUUACGCCAGCUUGUGUUUGUGGCAAAAACUCAUCAGGGCAAACCUCUGCUGGAGCUUCACUUCACACCACCUGACUGUGUCUGUUUAAUCAUCUUUUCUGUUGUCUUUUUGACAAACACGCUGGACGUCUCGUCCUUUUUAAACGUGCUUGACCUUAUUAUCAUCCCACAGCGUCUCUGUCUGCAGGGAUGAAAUUGGAUGACAUCAGAUGAGGAGUAAUCCGCUGCCAUGUUUUGUGCUUUGAACGCAGCCUAGUGGGCUGGCUGUGUGCCAGCCUGUUAUGAUGACCAUAUUGAUUUUCCUCUCGGUAGCACACACAACUGAUAAUGACCCUCCUGAGGGGGUACACAUUCAUAUUCACAUACUGAUUCCAGUUACACAGCCGGCCUGUGAUCUGACUAACAAAUCGAGUGCCCUUCUGUCCCCAUAGCUAGCUAGUUCAGGCUAACCCUGGUGACAACUCCAGCAGGAAAAAAAAAAAAGCCUUAGUCACCAUGUUUGUUAGUCAGACAGAAGGCGGGCUGCUAUGCUGAACGUCAACAUGGAUAAACAUCCACACAGGAUUAAUGAGAGGAGAACAGGCAGCCUGAAAACAGAAGGGAGGGCAGAGCGGAGGGAGGCAUGGAGCAUCCACAUCGCUCCAUUUAACUCAUGAGCGUUUUGUUGAGCCCCCCAUGACCCCGCUAGUGGGACAUAACUUAAGGAGGCAGCCAAGCUUUAACACACUCCACUGUUAUGAAGACAGGCCUCGUGAAUUGUUGUCACAGUGAAUUAAAAAUACAAAACAGUACAUGAAUAAAAAGUGAACGACCACUAAAAACACAUUUUUCUAGUUUGACUCAAUCUUCUUUAUUGAAAUAGAUACUAGAAAAGUUUGGACAUUGUGUAAAAUGUAAAUAAAAACAGAAUUUGAUGGUUUGCAAACAAUUUAAACUAUCAAUUCAGAGGAAACAGAACUAAAAUAUUACUGUUUUGUAAAAAAAAUAUUUCCCUAAUUUGCCAACAACAAGUUUAAAAAAGCUUUUUUAAAAGCUUCUCAAUAGUUCUGGGUCCAAUUGGUGUCAUAUCAGGACUGCAGAAGGCCAGUUUAGCAGGUGGACUCUUCUACUACAGAGCCAUGCUGUUGUAAUGCAUGCAGAGUUCUCUUGCUGCUAUAGGCACUUGUACAACCCCACACCAUCAUGGAUACUUGCUUUUAAACUGUGUGCUGAUAACAAACCCUCUCCUCACUCUCAUCUUUAGACCGGAGCACUCUGUGUCCAUCAUUUCCAAAAAUAAUGUCAAAAUUUGAUUGGUCAGACUGACAGGAAGUUUUCCCUUUAACCCAAUUCCAUUUUAAAUAGACCUGGUCCCAGAGAGGUCAUAGGGUUUCUGGAUUAUGUUAAGAACAGCUGUAACCUACAUUUGUGGAUAUAGCAGAAAUCUGUGUUCAUGGACAAAGUUGGGAGUAAUUUUGAGCUCAUGCAGUGGUUUCCACUACAGAGUCAUGCCUGUUUUAAUGUCGUGCUGCCUGUAGGCCCUGGGAUAACAGCCAGCCAGUAUUGAUUUUCAGCCUUGUCCUUUUUGUACAAAGAUUUCUACAGAUUCUCUGAAUCUUUUAAUGAUGGACAUAUUAGUCUGAAAUUAUUGAAGUAUUUGUUCAUGUAGUCUUUCAUAGAAUGGUAAAUCCUCCUGAGGGGACUCUGCCUCCUCUGAGUGUCCCCUUUUUGUCCCAAGUCUUAUUACCUACCUUUUUCUAACUGUAUUUAGAUUGGAGGUGUCCCCUAAGGUGCUUUCUAUAACAUUACACAACUUUUUGUGGUCUACAGUUCCAUUAAAUAUUAGGCUGCAAACACUCUCCCUACUUUUUAAUAAAAACAUUUCCCUGAUGUAAACAAAAACAUUUUUUCAAGUUUCAACAUUAAACAAGUUGGAUUUGCAUCCUUAUCAAUGAAAAUAUGUGAUUUAAGCAAUUUGAGCGCCAUCAGAUUCUGUUUCUAUGAAUAUUUUACACAGCAUUCCUAAUGUGCUUUGUACCCGUACAUUAUUUUCUAACAGUGUUAGAGUUCAAUUGUGUUUUUUUGUAGUUUUAGUGCAAAUUAUAAUGUUAGCUGUAAAGAAACAGUCAAAGAAAUACCUGUCAUUAAAGGGUUAAUCAACACAGUUAUAUAAAACUGUAAGCUAACACAUGUUUGGGGUUAUAUGGUCUUUUUUUGUUGUCUAUGUUUUGCUCAGUUAAAAUGAUGGAUGGGUUUGUGUUCUUGCUAUUGUAGUCCGACCUGUGCAUUUCGUCAGCGCACGUACCCCACACAUCGCCUGUGACACAUUAUUGACUGAAAGCAAAGUACAGAGUUCAUUUUUGUUACACCGCUUCUCUGUGACUCUGGGAACUGGAGCUUAGCCAGUAACCUUUGACCCAUCACAGCCCACCUGUCCUGGCUCAGCCUUCCACCGCCAGUGUUCAGGUGUUUACAGUCAAAACAUGCCCACCUCUCUGAGCACGUUCCAUAAAUACAUAUGGGUGUAAUGUGCGUCGCACUGGAGGCGGUACAGUGAAGGGGAGUAGAUACCCUCAGAGCUCCAGAGCCAGGCGAUCGUGCAUCUGUCUUCUUACUCAUGCUGACAGGGCCCUCCCCUCUCUUGUUACAGUGGCGCCGGCGCCUUUUCCUCCAAGUCAAUGAAGCAUGGCCUUUAAUUGAUCACGUUCAGAGUUGUACAACACUAUUAAUUAGUGCUAGCUCAUCACUUGUUUGUUUGUUUUGUUCUGCAGCCCCCAUCAUAACACCACUCAUUAGUUACAUAAUGUGUAAGCUGCAUGCCAGUACGCUUACAUCAACAGACCACCACGUCAUCAGGUACUGUCCCUCACCUUCCUCCUGUGACCCAAGGUUUUCUCUCUCCCCCACUAUUCGCUCCUUUUCUGCUGUCUCUCACUCUCUCUGGCAGCUGCCUUGGCUCUGAUUCUCUAACACCAGCAGGUGCUGGAGGCAUGCAGCAACUCAGCUAUACAACACUCAUAAAUAACACCUGACAAAAGUAUAAGAGAGCCAGAGCCAGAGAGAGGGAGGGAGAUUGAAAGUUUCCUCUGGCAGGAGAACAGGGUGUGGCUCACGGUCAAAUGCGGCCUCCUUAAGAAGGACAUGUUCAGAAUAGAGAGAGUUAUUAUCAGCAGGAGGGAAAACAAAAGAACGAGAGGUCUCUAGACUGGGAGUUGAAAGUUUGUGCCUCUUCUUGACGAAAACUUUUCAAUAAACCCCUUUUAUGCAAAUUCAAAUGGAUCUUUUUAAUACAAGGACAGCACUAAGUGAGAGGGAACUAUUUGAAGGAGGGGAGCGUUAUCUUUUCUGCAAUUAGGGUGUAAAAGCUAGGAACAAUGUUAAUUGUGCUCUAAAAGCAAAUGACGAGGUCAGGAGAGGAAUUAUACACACACUCUUAUAAUCACAGCAGGUAAUGAACCGGCACUUGGAAUAAAUGAACCCAUAAAUCAUCCCUGAUCGAGGGUUAUUAAUGAACACUGCUGAAAAUCAAGUCCCUGUCAUUUUAUGCUUUUUAAAUCCACCAACGCAAGACACACAUCCUGUCUCAUCAGAAGCUAUCGAUCAGCCUCUCAGGGUGAAGGUUAGUUUGUCAUUUUCUCCUGCCUGGCCGUGAACAAAACCAGGAAGUGUGUGAGAGAUUACGGCCCAGGAUGCAACCUGAAAGCCCUUUAUCUCUGUGAAAACAAGAGGCUUCCUGCAGUUCUGCUCCCAUCCAGGCCACCUCCCCCCUCCUUCACCUUCCACGGCCCCGAGCACCUGUGGCAGCCUAUUUAAGGCGGCUCAUCAGGGGCUACAGAGACCUCAAACUGGGGGCCAGACAAAAAUGAAAGCCUGGAAAAAGAAUCAAUGCUAUUGCUAAACUGUAGACCUGUCUGCUUCACACCACACAGAGGGCAAAGAAAACAGCAUCUCCUUUCAGACACACUAAAAAGAUCUGGCUCUGUAAAUGGAGGGGUGAGCCAGUGAGCGAAUAAGGUUUUUUUUGUGUGGAGAGUACCUUUCUGUCCUGCUGAGACUGGGAAACAGGGCUGAAGGACACUACUCCCAGGCUUGCCCAUGAGAAGCAAACAGUGCCCGGACACAGUUUAACACAAAGUAGAGUCCUGUCCUUUCUGCCCUAUCAUACCAUCUUUUAAAGAAGUCCAUUUCUUGGCUUUGCAGCAUUUUGGUGCCUCUUUUGUUCUGCUUUUCUGAAACAGUUUCCUCCUGUACCAGAACCACCAACAGUGCCAUAAUGUUGGUUACCUAAUGUUGUGCUGUUAGCCCGGAUUCCCUUGCCAAUUUGAGUCUCUGCCACAGUUGGCAUGAGUGGCUCUUCUUUACAGACAUUUGCAUAGAAUUACAAUGAUCUCCAUCCUCUUCAUGGCCCUUAUAUACCGACCUAAGCCUUGAGAUUUCUCCUUAAACUUGUGCUUUUCGUGAGCAAAUAUCUUGUUUAGUGUCAGACCCAAAACUUCAUAGAAAAAAUUUGACCUUUUGCACAUUGAGUAGAAAAUCACUUUGUCUCUUCUGACGUCUUUCUCAAAAUUCCACAUCUAGUUUGGUGAUUUGAUGAGCAGGCAGUGGUGCAUAUAAUCAUGUUGGUUACCUAAUGUUGUGCUGUUAACCUGAAUUCCUUUGCCAAUUUGAUUCCCUGCCACAGUCAGCGAGGGUGGUUCCUCCUUGAUAGAGGUCUGCAUAACAUCGCAUUGACCCCUGUCCCUUCACAUGGUCUUAAUAUACCGAUCUUAUUAGUUGUGUCCCAGAUCAGGGGCAGGAUUCUUUGAAGCACCUGGAUUGCAUAGAAUCCAUUUUUUAAUCCUUUGUAUACAGCAUUUAAACUGAGAGGUGUAACCUAACUUUUUGUUAAGAAACACAAUUAUCACAUGUACAGGACAAAAUUAGCAAAGAUAGCUUUGUCCACAGGGGGCGCCAAAAUCAACACAAACUGAAAGUUCCUCAGUGGAGCUUUAACCACCAUCACCAUCUCUUUAAGCUAAUUUCAAAUUUCAAGUGUCCAUCCCUUUUACACUUAAAUUGCUCAUUUUGCCUCUGAGUUGCAGCUGAACACUCGUGUAUUGCUUGUUUGAGAGUUUGCCAUCUGGUUUGAAUUUGCAUGCAAAAACCAUGAAAUAUCAGGCUGCAAGCAAUGCACCUACUGCACCCUUUGCAGUCAGGAAAAACAGGGUGACGGUUGUUGAUGCGUUUGGUCUUCAAAGCGCCCCUCAGAGGAUGCAACCUCAAUGAUUUCUGCCAUUAUUUUGGAUUUUUUUGAGCAAGCAAAUCAAAUGAGAUCCAGAUCCAGAAAACCUCUUGGUUACCCAAUUUGCUGAUCUGUUACUAAGGAUAGUCUUUCUUGUUCGAGGUCUGUCUGAAACUUGAUGUGUAAGCACUGGCGCACAGAUUUGCAUUGGUUAUCUAAUGUUGUGUUGUUAACCCCUAAUCCCUUGCCCUUUGAGUCCCUGCCACAGUUGGCAAUGGUAGCUUAACUUAACAAAAGUCUGCAUGGACUCCGUCUGACCUCUGGCCUCUAUAUGAUCUAAUUCUGCUUAUUUAAACAUAAAAGUCCAGCUUUCAUCUGCUAAUUUAAUAACUAAGAAUUAGGGAAUCAAAUUUUGUUGGUUCUCUAAUGCUGAAUUGCUAAACCCAAAGCGUCUGUCAUGGAGAACACUGUCCGGCCUCUUUGAGUUGCUGCCACAGCUGGCAGGGGUAGUUUGUCUUGACAGUAGUCUGUGUAGAAUUUCAAUCACCCCGCCCCCCUCCCUGCUCUUAUUAUGCCAUUGCUGCUAACUGGCUCCUAUUCACUGCAGUGUCCUGACUUCCCAGAGGGGCCUAGAUAAACAAGGGCUAUUCAGUCACUGAAAGCCCCCCCCCCCUCCUGCCAGUCUUGGUCUCUCCUUGUUUUGGUGCCAGGCUGCAGCGCGUCUCCCUCGCCACCGACGCCAGCAACAGCGGGCACGUUGCCAUUGAUUCUUCUGCAGCACACAGCACACUUUUAGAGGGAUUAAAGUUGGACAUAACUGUGAUGACUGAUAAAUGAGUGCCCCUAAUGUAACGUCUGAUGGAUGAGGAAGACUGGAGUGAGGGCCUGUGUAUCUCUAUCUCUGCGUGGGUGUGAAUGUUUCGGUGUUAAUAUGUGUUGUGUGUGAAAAGAGGGCGCAGCUAUCUGUAGGUGUGGUGUGGUGUGGUGUGAUGUUGCAGGCCAAGCUGACUUCCUGUUGUUAUAGUCCAUCAGGGAGAUCGGGGGUGGGGGAUGCUCCCAUGAGACUACCCCGUGAGAGUCACAUGGUCUCACUGCAGUGCAUUUAAAGGCCAUGAUUUUGUUUCUUUCUGUCUGUGCCUGUGCCUGUGUGUGUGUGUGUCUGUGGUUUGUGGGUACAUUCCUGACCUCCUCUGAAUUCUGUCUCUUCAGUUCUUGCUCUACUUUUUUUUAGUUUUGAUUCUCUGCCCUCCCAUCCUUCCUUGUAAUCAGUGAAUCUCAGAGGAAAACCACACAUCUCCCUGGGGUGCCUUUCUUCUUCUAUCUCAGCCUCACCUGACCAGAUGUUUGAAAAGCUGUUUGUUUAUCCGCUUUGAUUGAUGCCUACCAUAAAACUGCUCUCAUGCUUGUGCCGCAUACCUUUGAAUCAGAGUAAAACAUCUGAAAGAGAAAAUCACAUGAAGGGCCAGGUUAAUUGCAUCAGCAGUUGUCCGCAGCCCUUGCAGCUUAGAUGAUUACAGACGUCAUUGUGAUUGUUGGUGACUGUAGACCAUUGGUAAGCAGGAGGGACAGUGUCCUCAAGGCUGUAAUGGCCCUCCUGUCCAGCCCACCUCCAUCAGUCCCUGACUCACUGGCUAAUUUAAAGCAGUGCCCUUCUAAUCGAAUGGCUGUCUGAUAAAUCUAUUGAAUUAGGACAGAUGUCCGCCGGGGUGUGGCAGUGACACAGCGUCUAGACGAGCUGAGAGGUGAGCGGAGGACUUCAACGUGAUUCAGAUCCAAAGGAAUCUCACCUUUGCUCUCUCCUUUACUCUGCCGGUUAUGUGUGCAGACGUGGAGCAGCAUUUUAACCAAAUCUGUUCCACCUGAGAGUCUGAGGGGUCGAGGUCAGGAAGGAGGGGAGGGGCAAUGUCUACGGGUAAGAAGGAUUAUCAUGGACGCACAUUUAUUCUGAGGCCUCAUCCGCAUGUUGGCAGGUAGUAUUGAGAACAUAGAUUUCUUUCUGUACUUUGUCCAUACGACCGCACAGAAAGGGAGCGUUAAGUCACUGGAAAAGAGGUUUCAGAAAGCUCCUUUAAAGGUGAAAGUUUUUGACAAUUUCAUGCUGAGGUACUGACGCACUUGCACAUGGUUUAUACAGACUACUGAUCUCAUCGUUACCUGACAAGUGAAUGACACUCUUGACCUCAGUAAAUUAAUUCAGUGUUGAUUUUCUACAAAAAUGGAGGACGUGAGCUGCAAUAAAAGCAGAAAGUUAUUGAAGAAGCAGGUUGUGGAAGUAUAUUGGUUUCAACAGCAGGUAUAAAAGAAAGGAUAGGGUUGUAUAAAGUGGGGGUGUCCGGAUACACUAUUGAUAUUGGAUAUCAGUCAGGAUAUCAGCAAAAAAAUAUAUAUCGGAUUAUAUCGGCCUGCAUCUAAAAGCUCAGAAAUCAGUAGUCCGAUACAAGCGGUCUCUUCCAGACUCCUCUCUGGCACCUCUAUUUAGCGGCACCCAGAUCCAGCAUGCAGAGCACACAUGAUCACAACAACAGUGUGUACAAAGGUACUAACUUGUCAUGCACAUGUUUGUGCCAAUAUCUGAUCAAAUAGGUAUUGGCCAAUACUGAAGGCUACAAUGCUGGUAUCAUAUUGGAAGUAAAAAAGUUGUAUCAGGACACCCCUGGUAUAAAGGGGUCAAUGCAGAUGCAAAUAUUCUUCUGGUGUAAGUGAAAGUUCUUCUCUUGCUGUCUUUUUUUCUACAAAAUGAAGUGGAAUAAACGUAUAGUGUCUUUGUGGUGUCAGCAGGCUUUUUUAUACAUAUAUUUAAACAUCAUGUUAUUUCAUAUUUGUGAAUGUAGAUUGUUUCUGUAACCAGAGGAGGAAAAACUGGCCAACCCGUGGACCAGGCCUAAACCAAACCCUCAGAAACAACACUAGGGCUGAUUGAAGCAUGCAUUAUAGUAACUAGGUGAAGGCUUACGUGCGAGCUUGGUUUUAUCUAGCUCUGUUCUUAUGAAGGGACCGAGGCCUGGGGCUGAAUCCCUCCUAAUAAUUGUAUUGCCCCAUGACAGAUAACAUUGAUGUAAAGCUGUUUAUUGUUGAUGAUGAGUCUAUUGAACCUGGACAUGCUCUUUCCCUCGUCCUUGGGGAGCUUAUCCCUCUAGCAGGGCUGGACAUGUUUUUAUUAAAACCUAGAUUUAAAUGGACCAGGUCCCCAGAUCGACAAGCAGAUUACCCAACUAAUAAAACAUACAUCACAAUAUAUAGAGAGGCCCCCCUGAGACUCAGGCUAUUAAUAUACAAAUAUAGAGGAUUACUGUCUGCUUGUCUCCAUGGCCGUGGAGAGGGGAUUAAGGUCCUGGUCCAGACAGAUUGGAUGUAAUGUGUGUGUAAGACUCAGCGAUGGCUGCUCUACAAAGCCCUUAUGUAUGUACAGGCUGAUCUCUGCCCUCUGCCUGAGACGUCAUAACAUCCCCCCUGCUUUAGUGGAUCAGAGAUAUCCUUCACAUUUUUGGGUCAGUUCUGGUCUGUUUUGAAAGAAAGUGUCUUUUUACUGCAAUUUUAUUUCCUUUUUGUAAUUUUUCUAAAGCACUUGGUCAUUUGCAGCGGAAAUAUUUUGUGCUUUUCUGCUACCCUAAUUCUUUUUAAAUGUCACAGUUUUUAAGCUUAGCCAAACAUGCAGGUGUGCAAGAUCUGAUUUAACCAUUUUUUCUAGCUUGUGUGUAUUUUAUUACUUUAUUUUAUUUUACACAUUGUUUGAUGUGGGAACAGGCCAAAAUCAAAGUUUGUGAAGAAUACAACCAUGAUACCACCCAUAGUUGUGGAGUAAACUUUCAACCACAUCUAUUUGUAGUUUAAGUCUGGAGGGAAGUUGGCAUCCACAUAUUGGGGUCUGAUGGGGAUUUGUUGGAGUUUCACACACUUUUGGACAGGGCCUCACAGGGCGUUUCUAGGCACUGCUGGUGUUUCCAUAUUUCAAAGGUUUUUGGUCAAAACAAACCACAGUACCAUCUUCUGUGUGCUCUGAGAAAAUCAGCCUCUGGUGUUGACAAUGAAGCCAGUGCCUUAGUGCAAAAAACUGCAGUUCCUUAGAUGUCCACUUGAGAGUGACCCCAAAAUCUCAUGAAGUUCCACUAACACCCAUUUUGACAGCGAAUGAUAACUGAUAUUUGUAUAUUUGGAAGUGAUAUGGUGAUUUAUUUUUGUUAGUUUUAAAGAUAUCAAGACUCGCACUUUUAUCAACCAUGAUAAAACUGUUUGCUGGGUGACCCACAGCUUACAUUUAGCAUAUGAGUCUGCAACAAUUUUGCACAGUCAAAAAGUUUCCUGUGACUAUUGCACAGUAGUUUGUGCUUUUGUGCCUGUAUGAAAAAGUACUUUUAGUUUUGUCUGUAACUUUUAUAAACAUAAAAAUUAAAAUGGCUGGGGCUCACUGUUGCAUCACAGCCAUCAACUCUGAAAUUUCAACAGUGAAGUAUGAAACAGAUCAGUUAAAACAAAUAGGAGAAUGUCUGCAACACAUGCACAGACACACACAGACACACACACACAAAGUAUAAGCAGAACGCAAAAAAAUCUAAUUACUUUCUUAACACACAAUCAACAAUUUCAUAGUCUGCAGCAUCUGCGACUCUGAGAAAUUAGUCCCUGUCUUUUUCAUCUUAACUACAAGCCCGGCUCCUUUUCAGCCUAUUGAAUUGACAAAUUAUGAGAUAAUGCACAAAAUGAAGGCUUCUUCAACAUAAAAGACUUUGUUCAAUCAGUUUAUCCACAAUAUUCUCUUAGUAUGUGUCCUGAAGUCUUUUAAAACUCCCCUCUUUUGAUUCUCAGUUUAGAGGCCGGGUGGUCUUCAUCAUCCCAACUUAGUGAGAAGGAAAAGAAAACUCCAGAGGUUUAUUCUAAGUCCAAACUUCCUCUCUCAGCGUUAUACCGGAGCCUCGGGGAACCCUGAUAAAGACAAAGUUAGAUCUUUAAGAGAAAGAUGGAUUCAAGCGCCAACUCUUUAAGUCUCAGUGGGAUACUAGUCACUAAAGCGACUCUGGCUAUCAUCUCUGAAAAGUGAAAACACAUGUAAUAUCCCAUCCCGCAGAUGUCCUAGAGAUAGAGCGAAGUGUGUGUCCUGUACCUGUUUUAACAUGCAGCCCACACAGAGUCACACACACAUACACACAUAUAUAUAUACACACUCUGGGCUGUUUAUCCCCAAGGGCGCCCAGCUAAAGGAGAGAGAGACCCUUAAUCAUGUCCCUGUCCCACGUCCUCGUUAUCAGCCACGAUUAAUGAGCUCUCCAUUAAUGAAUAAAAAAAAAAAAAAAAGGAGGUGCCAACCCCUCUUGCAGGAGAGAGGCGAGGUGUGUGAGUGUGUGUGUGAGGGGGGGCUGAUGGUAAACGCUCCCAGGUGCAAUGACAUCACCCUCUAAGGUAGAUAUGAUAGCUGUCACAGCUCUCUUUUGUUGGGGAUGACAGGGUGUGUGUGUGUGUGUUUGUUUAAGUGUGUAUUUGCAUGCAUCAUUGUGUGUGUGUGUGUAUGUGUGUGUGCAUGAGGCCUAACACUUAGUGCUGUGUUUUGAUUGAUCAAACCCAACCUCUGGGGUGUAAUCUGUUUAGCUUUUGUACAACUGUCUUCCUCUUUUGUCUAUGGUGGCUAUAUGGCGGCGGGAGGGAAGGAGGGAGGGGUGUGGGGGAUAAGGAGCGCUUGAUGAGACAGUGGAAGAAGAGGAGGAGGAGGAGGAGGAGAGGGCGGCAGGUGCAAUGGACACCCGGCGCAAUCACCGGCGCUAGGCGAAAGCAGCGACAGGAAAUCAAGGUUGUCUUGGCAACCUGGCACUAUCGAUUAAGCGCGUCCGUCUCUGAGCUCACAUCAGAGUCCUGAUGGAUAUGGAGCUGUGUUGGGUUUCAGAAGAGGAAAAGAAGGAGAAAGAGGAGGAGGAGGGGGAGGAGUCGAUGAUGGAGCAGGAGCAGGCUUGGACAGUGAUGAGGGGAGGUGAUUGUAUCUCUCUCUCAAGUGUCUCCCAACUGUUUCUGUUUCGCUUUCUCCUCCCGAGCUGGACACCAACAACCUCAGCUCCAUAUCGCUCUGAAUCUCUUCUUGAUUUAUGAACACACAACAUUUCUCAUCACUAAGUCAUUUCCAUCACUGCGGCCUUCUCAGAGCCCUGCAAACAUUUAACACGCCUGUGUUCCUGCGUCUCCGCCUGCUGCCUCCUUUGUGCUCCUUCUCUGCUUGUUUCUCUCCAUAAGGACCCAUGUGAGCGCAGAUCUCCCCCAGUUUUUCCAGACCAUUAGUUCACAUUGUGCCGUUUGAUUUAAGGACCCUGUGGCACACAUCUCCAGUUUGCUUUUCCGUCUCCACAGGGCAUGUAGGUUGCUGUGCAAACCCCUGCCUGCACACAGUGAUUUCACCAUAAUUGUACAGUGAGGUGGUGGUGUUGCAUAAGCCCUACGCACGAUCGAUACUCAGUAUUGACUUGUAAGGAGGAGUAUUUUUGGCUGAUACUGUACUCAGUCGGCGUAUCUUAGACAGGCCAUGUCUCUUUUACACUUGCCUCCCCUCCUCUCACUCCCUUUCUUUCACUCCUUCUCUUUCUUUCUCUCUCCUGACAGAAGGUGAAAUCGCCCUGUCCCAAAUCCCUAGCAGAUGUGGCCUCUCACUCUCUCUUUCUUUCUCUUUUCUUUCUCUCUCUCUUUCUCUUGCACAUGGAUGUGCACACACAGGUGAACAUUCAGGAAAAUUUAAACAGCUUGUGUCCUCUUUAACAGCCGAUAGCCUUUUUUAUUUUAUUUACUUUCCCUUUUCUGUAGGUCUGUACCGUCAAUUUAAUGAAAUUUAUUCUCCCGCCCACACUAUGAACUAAAGACUUGUUAUACUGGGAGGCUGUGCUGCCCGAGGAGAUUUACUGCUAUCUUCUUAUUGGAAGAACAAGAGCACAAAACCCUCCCUGUCCCCAUUCCUCCCUCUCCCCGGCUUCCUCCUACCCCCCGUGGUCAGUCAAACACAGAGCGGGCCUCUGUCUGAACAUCAUGUGGGUUUUACAGCCUGGUUAACCCGUCGCUAUCUGCUGAGCCAGGCACUAUAAUGUAUCACUCAGGGUUUCAUUCAGAGAGUGCACUGACUCAUUUUUACUCAGGCACAUAAAUGAAUAAUUUAAUAUUUCAGAGAAUAUUUUUUUAAAGGUGCAGCGACCCUAAAGAUGCAAAAGUGGAGUGAAGAUUGUCAUCCUGCUCUUUAAGAGAUGCUAAUCCUUUAAAUUCCAUAUCACAGCAGGCUGUCUUAUGCUUGUAAUUAGGACUAAUUUGUAUCAUUUGUGGUUUUACAGACAUUUUUAAAAAGUUAAACACUGUGCUUCACAGAUUUCACCCAGCCCAAACAACAACAACAGCCUAACCGGCACCACCCAAUGCAUCAUGGGUGGAUUAAAUUAACAUUACUGUUCAGCUCUGAAUAAUUGUCACUGAAAUAUCAACACUUAUUCAUGUUGGAAAAUGAGCUCAGUUCUUGUCAUGGGUCAUUAACACAGUAUAAAACACAAGUUAUUAAAUGAUUCCUUCACAGUUUGAUGAAUCGUCAUGAAAACUUGCCGUCUUUGAGCUCGACAUCAUGACUCCUGAAACGAAAUCCACUUAAGCAGCUGUUAAUUAUUUAAACACGGACACUUGGAUAUUUUUCUUUAUGUGGCGGUUAUGUCUGGCUUCAUAAGUCAGUAUAGCACGAGUAGUACUGUCCAAUAGUGACUGAGUUUAUUCAUAAAUGACUGAAAUUAUAAUUACUUAAUGCUCAUUAUCACAUUAUACAUGCUGCUCCUUUAUUUUUGAAAUAAAUCCAGCCUGAGUGCAGAAGAAAUACAGACUGAGGGGAAAGAUCAGGUUCAGAAAAAGAGUCAAAUAAAGAAAAAAGAAAAGCCACAAUUGGGCACAAAAUCAGGUAGGACACAACAAAAUGUUAUGUGGCCUGUGGUAAUGUCUUAAAAUCUGUUGGGGCGCCUCACAUGCCCACGCCCCCCUCAUCUCUCUUUAUUUGGGGCUAUUCUGGGCUGGACUAAUGUGGCGGCGCUGCAGCGCGCUGAGUGAGUCAGCGGUCAUUAGGGCGUGCAGACAGCACUCUGCCGGGGGCCACAGGAGCCAGUCAGUCUAAUGAUGAGGAGGGUGAAGUGCCGGGGACCUGAGCGAUCAGGACGUCCUAUAGCUCCAUCCAAUUAGCCGCCCUCAGCCCCGCCCAUGGUCACUGUUACUUUGACAACACAGGACAGCUGAGAGAAGGACGUCUUUAUAGUUUUUUUUCUGUUCGUUUAAUAAGCUCGACAGAGCGCUGCUCACUUUCCAUCUGAUUGUUUAAUGCUUGUACUUUUACUCCUACCCAGAGCAGAGUCCCUGAAGUCUCGCCUUUGUGCCUGUACUUGUCGUCCUCUGUUCUCAGUAGUAACUAUCAUGUAACUGAUUCAAGCCCUGAGAGAGAGCGGCUCAGCCUCAGCGCUCAGAUCCAGUCAUCCUCCCCUGGGAGAGGCUGACUGAGCAGGAAUGUAAACACAGCAGCUAAAUAAACUGCUGCGUGGGGCACAGAGAGAGAGAGGGAGAGAGAGAGAGAGAGGGCAGAGAGAGAAUGAGAGAAGAGUGUUUUUAGAGGUCAGGAUCCCUCGCUUAAAAAGAAGAGAUUAUAACCGAGCAGCUGUAAUCAAAGAAUUUAACCUGGGAGUCGAGAUGACAUCCAUCGUGCAUCGAGGCUUACAAGGACAGCUCAGCAUUCCUCUCCCUCCCCCUUUUUUAACACCUUAUCUCAACCUCUCACUCUAAAAUAAGAUGCACUCACACCAUGUCACAUGGCACCAGCCAUCACCCACAGCUCCUCAAAUACUCCCCUGAGUUAAAAAGCAUGAAGGUGCAGAGGGCCUGCUCUGACAUUUGUCUGCAUUUUCUGUGGAAAAGAAGCUCCAUGAACAGUUCAUGUUAGCAAACAGUGCAGUCACUUUGUUAGCACUUUUUGUGUCAUGAUUAAACUGCUUCCUAGCGCCAUUUUCAGGGUUGAAUUGAAAACUAUCAGGUGUGACAUGAAGUGUUAAGCUCGGCCUGUUUCUGUCUGGGCUGGUUGUUUGACCCCUCUUUCCACUGGUCCCCAUUAUGGACUGGAAAUAAAGGGGAUGUAGUCACGGUGAUGCCAACCACUGGACAGUAGACACUAUUUUGGAGCCUCAAGUUUUGUGUUGUUGACUUUUAUUUCUCGUUUUUGGAGCCACUUGUGUCCACACCCCACCCAGCCAAGGUUGUCGCCCCUUUUCUGCCAUUUAGAAACUUCAGGUUGGAGACACUCCUCGCUGGCUUCACUUGAAACCGACAGGUUGCAUCUACAUUUGAACAGUCUGCAGGGGAAAAAGACAUUUUGAAAACAUGUGGCUUCUUCAUAUGUGGCUUCUCCAGGCACCUCCCUCACCUCCACCCGGCAGUAGCAGCCUUGUUUUGAUGUGGUGACCUGACUGUUGAGCACAGGUGCUGCCAGCUGCUGAGUUCUUUCUGCUUGCUGUAACCCUGGGACAGGUGGCAGCCAUUAUGACUGUGUCUGAGGUAGCGUACUGGCAGGUUUGGGCAUCACCGUCCCACAGCCUGUUCUGCUCUCUCAGCACACUGACGGCUGAAUAAGCUGCACUGGUGUGGCAAAGUGUCCCACCACCACCACCUGUCCCUUCAUACCUCCUCUCCCAAACCAGCAGAAACUUUCUGAAAGGCACUGCUUUAGAUCCCUCAUCCAAGGUCCCUGUUUUGCUUCUUUUCUCUUUCAACGCUUUUCAUUUUCUCCAAAGGUGGAUCAAAGAGACGAGGUCUGUGGAGGCGUAUGGAACCAGACUCAGUGUCAACAAGAGGCUUCUCUGCCUUUUCUGCUUCUCUUAGCCAGAGUUUAAUGUGGAAAAAAUACCCUUCCAUCUUCUGAAAUCAUAACAGGUCCUCAAUCCAAAUUCGUCAGAUAUGACAGCUUGGUCUGUGGCCCUUUGCUUCAAAAUAUGACAAUCCCAGUGCCCCUUUAAUGUCAGUUUCAUAUGUCAGUUUCAUAUGUCCAAGGGUUUCCAGUUAAGUCAGCAAAGACGUCAACAGUUUUCCCUCCACUUACUCAGCUACCAACUUAUAAUACAAACAAGUUGGCACAAGUUACUGAUUUAAAGAUGGUUUAAUCAAUUUUAAAGUGAUUAUGGACACAAUUUAAAAAGUGUUUGAGACAGUGUUCUUAAUAGUUUACCUGCAGGAUGUAUCUUCUUAGUGCUUCUUCUUCUCAGAACUUUGUAACUUUUUAAAGAUAAUUUUUGCGACAUUUUAUCAAAAGAAUAAAGGAAAGUGUGCAGAGGAUCCUCAAUAAAGGGCUUUGGUUGGGGGUUGAAUCACUGAUCAUAUGAGGCACGCAUGUUAACUUAUAACCAAACCUUCAUUCCCCGCUGCUAUUAUCAUUAUCCCUCAUGGCUGAAGUUACUUUGUAGCAAAAAGCAUCUUAUAAAGGCACUCACCAGCUCUGCUGCCAUUGCCCGGAUUGCAGGACAGGAUCAAAAACUCAAGUGUCAUCCAAGUUGUUAAGCUAACUGAUUGAAGAUACUAAUUGUUGUGCCACAGUGUCAACAGGCAGAGGCAAUUUUUAUAGAUCGAUUUGAUAUGUCUGAUCAAAUUACUCCUGAUGUUGCCUUUGCUAUUAGGAAUUAAAGGAGCAGUUUAUAGUUUUAAGAAGCAUUUAGCAGAAGUGACUUAGCGGAAUUGGAAUUUAAUAUUCAAAGUGUGUUUGAAUCAGUCAUCUGAAUAUUUAUUGUGUUUUUCUUUAAUUAGAAUAAGAUUUGUCUCUAUAGGAGCAGGUCCCCUUCCACAGAAGUCACCUUCUUGCACCACUAUGUUUAUACAGUUAAUUCAGAGUGGACAAACUAGUUAGUGGCAGUGUGAAAUGCAGCAGCUGGAAGACAGAAUGAUAAUUUGCAUUAAUUGAUGUUUUUUUAGAUGGUAAAUUCUUGAAAAAUUGAGGAUCAUAACCAUUAUCUAUCUCAGCAGCAUCUUGUCCUUAACAGAGGGGUGAGCAUGGGAGCAUUUCAAUGUAAAAGUGAGUGCUAGGUGUUGCUAAAUAUUACCAUAUCUGCACACUGUCUGUUAUGGGGUUUUGACCAAUCAGAAUCAAGUAUUUAACACAGCUGGAUAAUUGUUAAGAUUGCCAGGUAGUAAGAUUUGCUAAGUAAUCAAUGACUGGUUAGACUUUCAAAUGGCCUGCAAAUCAAAAUACUGUUUUUGUUAAGAACCCUUGAUUAGCUUCAAAGAAAAGAUCCGGGUUUAGGUCUAUGUCAGUACUUCAGGGUGAAUAGUUUAAAGUUUUGGCAUUGUGUGGCCCUUUGUUACCAGCUAAACACCAUUGCAAAACAAACUUUUGUGCCUAACAGUGAGCCAAAAUAAUACGCUUCAAGCAAUUAUGCUGAGCAGCAACAAUGAUGUCAUAGUUUGAAAUGAUAGGGCGAUAAUCAAGCUGCCAUAUUUGAUUUCUUUGAGUGUGUACGUAACUAGAGAUUUGGAGUCACAAAGUCGGUUGCCUCGUCUCAUAAUUUACGCCAAAUUAAAGUCGAACUAAUAAUAUUCAACCAUCUCAUCAAUUCACACUGAUAAUGUUCCUGAUGUCUUCCUCUCAUCCAUCUCUUCGUCCUUUCCUUCCUUCCAUCCUUGACUCUAAGACCGGGCGCCAGGCCAGAGGUGCUAAACAGCGUCUUAACCUGGUGUCUGAGCCUCGACUCAUCCUUUAUUCAUUCCCAUUAAAGGAGCAUGAGAGUUGUUCUCUGCCUGUAUUCACUGCUGUUCACCCCCCUCCAUUAAAAAGACAAACGGUCGCCGUGUGAGUGUACCUACCUAUUCUUCCGUACAUAACUAAUAGGUGGGCGUAAAUGAAAUAUGCAUGCUGGCUCUCUCCUGAUACCCGUGAGUCUGCUUUGUGACAAGAAGUCAAGUCGGGUUAAGUCUUGGGAUGUUUUCACAGGAUUUCUCUCAGCUUUGCAGGUCUUAAAAUGGCUUUUUUUAGUGGGACAGUGAGAAUUAAACCCACUCUACUUAGUUCCUACCCAUGAUGGGUGUGCAUGUGUUUCCGUUUAUAUUAAACUUGGUCUCAUGCUACUUUUACAGUGACAUGUUGAACUGUAAAAACCUUAAUAUACUCACUUGAGGAAGCUUGCAAUCAUCUUAAAAUAUUUACACUGUAAAAGAGACACAAAGGCACAAAACAAUACCCUGCACACUCACACUGAGCACACACAAAUGCCUCCAGCAGUGCCAUUUGGCUGGCAGGGAGCCAGAGUCUUCCCAUGGAAAUAAGCCCCUCGGCGCUUCUCUUAUACACUACUUCAUGUAGAGUGCACACACACACACCCUCACACACACACACACACACACACAGGCCAAACAAUAUCAGCAUCUCCCACCUUUACAACCUUGUUUCGCUGCGAGGAGCCUGUUUGAAAAAAAGGAGAGAUAAAGAGAGGAGGACAGCAGACGAUGGGGGGAGAGGAGGGAGAUAAAGGUUAAGAAUGGUGAUGAAAACGGAGGAAAAGUGCUACGCCAGCGACUCCGGCAGGGAGACAGACAGGAGUGAGCAUUUCUGCCCUGCUGCAGGAAUUUUGAGAGUGUAGGGAGGGUUUGUGUAAGCGCGUGUGUGUGUGAGUGAGUGUGUGUGCGCAGCAGGUAAAUUGAAUAUCAGCAUAUCCUGUGGACUAUCAUCCUUUUAACCUCUUACUGGACGGCUGAAUCUCUCCUAAUUAAAGGAGACAAAAUCCUGAAAGCUACAGGAUUAUUUUGUUUGUGCGUCCAUUUCUAUUUCAGAUUGAGGAAUGUGAAUCACUAAGUGUGUAUGUUCUGUACAGCAGAGGUGGGCGGGGAACUGGGCGAGCACCUGAGCGGUAAUCCAGCCAGUUAGUUUUGGAGGAGCCAUUUAAAAUGAGCAGAGGUAUUAGAGAAAGGUGGAUGAGGAGGUCAGGAUUUUCCUUUAAUCCUCACACUGCUGCUGGCAGAGGAGAGUGACGGGGGCAGAGAGGCGGCAAACUGCUCUCUUCUGACAGUGCGGUAUGUUUUAGUCGGGAUGAGGCUGGCACUGGGCCACUGUAACACUGUGUUUGAAAAAAUAAAGAGUGGAAAAAAUAUGGCAAACAUCUCUGCAACAACAUCUCACCCUGAACUUGUCCAACUAUAAACUUCAGUAUUGCACAUUCUGCUCAGAAAUGAUAAAUAUUAUGCAGGACUUUCAAAAUAAAGCUUUAAAUUGUGACAAUAAAUAACUCAUAUCAGGUUAGACUUCAAAAUAUAAGCUUGAUAACUUUUUGAUACAUAUUUUCAGGCUUUUGUUGUAGAAAAGAGGACAGUGCCUAUUGCUGAAAAUGGGAAGAGAGAGUGAGGAAAGUAGCCAUAGUCUGGAUUCAAACCGAGCCAUCUGCUUGAGACAUGAUCUCUGUACAUGACUACAUGUUUAGACAGCCAGGCCAGCAGCACCCUGUCCUAAGAGUGUCUCACAUGCCAAAACAACAACCACCAUAACCACACGUAUUUUUAAUCCAUGUUUAAAAUUUCAUUGUUUUGCAUUUCAAACCCAUUUUAAGUGCAUAUCAAUAAUGUAAAGCAGUUCUUUUUAGUGUCUUGAUUCAGCUUCAUUCAUUUGUCAGCAGGUAGUUGCACACUCACAGCAGCAGUCCUCGAUCAUAUGAUAAUUAGGCAUGGACAGUGAGAGCCCUACUUUUAUUUACUAGAAGAAGACAUUUCAGGCUGCAUUCUGAAAUUUAUGACAGUAACUAACGUCAUUUUGCCCAUUUCAAUAUAUUCGGUGUCAAAAAGUAAAUAUGUAAAAGUUGGUUUUGGAUGUGUGUAGGCAGGCUAUGGUCUCAUGUCCCUUUAAGAAGUUGAACUACGUCAGAGACGUGACUCCACCCCAUCCGUAACAAAGUCUGUAACAAAGAGGUGAGGUGAUGGAGGAAGGUUCAAAAGUUGUAGCGGCUGAAGUAGAUGAAAUGAAUGUAGGAGGUGGUGAGCAGCUUGUGGAGUCGUUAUGGAGGUGAGCUCAAUAUAUCCUGAUAUUGAUUUAAGGCCAUAUCGCUCAGCCCUACUGUACUCAGACAUAAUUACAGACCUGCAGACCAGAUGUGUACGAACACUCAAAUGUGUGUUCAAAAGCUGUGUCAGCAUCUGUGUAAACAUGUUGACACACAGUCUCACACAUACAAACACCAGAUAGAAAAAAAAUCCAGAUAUAACCCGUCAAUCUCCUCAGAUACCUCUCUCAUUAAUGAAAAACUCGUGUAGAUUUACAGAUGACCUAAGCUCCCACAGCCUCAUGGGUAAGAGGCAGUACAGUAAGGAGACAGGUGACUGUCCAUUGCAGCGGCAUUAGGGUUGAUCUGCUGAUAAUCUAUAAUCUGUGAGGCUCCGAUGCCUCCACUGAGUUUAUCAGCCAGGUUUGUUUGGCCAGGUUGGAGCGCUGGCUUUAACAGGAUGACAACGUUGCAAGAUUAACCUUUGGUAGUUUUUCCCUGCAGUCUAUUGUAUCAUUGCUGGUGUUUUUAUUUGAGUAUUCAGGUGUUAAUGGUUUCAAGGAGUUGUUUGUCUUUAGAGAGGUAUUUUGCUGCACAAUCCUGGAGUUUUUUUGUUUUUUUUUCAUUUUCUGGAGUAAAACAAUCUUCGGGACUUUUUUGGGUUGCAUAUAAGGCGUUUAAAAGAUGUUUACACAAAACUUUGACCUUUCCUGUGCUGUUUGUUUUGUCUUUAGGACAGGAAACCCGGUCUGUGCUGCUCACUCAGACUUAAACACUGCUGCAGACUGGCUCCUAUACAUUAUACAUGAGAAUGCAUUGUUGAUUUCAUUUGUUUUUCAGGUAUUCCUCCAUCCCUCAUCUGGCUUUAUCCCUCCCUGUAAUCUGCUCUGUUAUGGGGACUUGUGCAUUUCCUAUAAGGAUGUUAUUAAUCCACAUUUGUUGUUGAAUGCGCCGUGUUGCUCUAGCGUGCAGGCUGGAAAUGCAGCAGACAGUGGAGCUUGUGGUGGUGACAUGUGCAGCUAACACGGCGCCGACUGCUUUUAUUGGACAAUAAUGGGAGGCUGCCAUGGAUGACUUACAGGGACACGCCUGCAACCCUCCAUAUGGACGGCUUUUAUUUGAACACAAGACGCUUGGUGCAGCAUAAGGCAUGUGAACCAUUGUGUGAUGUAUUUCCUGGCCUCCGAGGCUUCUCAUAGCAACACCUUUAACUGGGAGUGGGUGCGCCUGUUGGGUGCAUGAUUGAUUGAGCCACAUAGUGGAAGAUUUUUAAAGCAUACAUCAUAGGUUAAGGCACUGUGGAGCACCAGAGGUAAUGCAUUUGUUAGCUACCUUUUAAUGCUGUCAUGCACAUACACUGAGUCACUCUUUGUAAGCUUGCGUGAUGCUAGAAGAGUCCCGGUUUUUGUAUAAUUUGGACACACAGCUUGUUCUUGGACAUGCAGGCAGCUCUCAGACUUCAUGUCAGUGCAGUGCCCUGAGUCGUGAACCCAUUAAAAGCAAGCUGCAGCAGAAGUCAAGCCUCAUCAGCUCAUUACCCGGUCUUGGGAUGAGGUGAGCCAGGUAAUCAGUUAACAGUGUUAGCUCAUCAGAUUAAAUAGACACACAUGGACAUGGCAUUACAGCACUGCUCAAUUAAGUAAACAUGUUCACCACUGCUGCACUGCAUGUCAUGUACUCGACAUCAGGGGCACUGAGUCAGCAGGGACAAGAGUCGAAACACCUUUAAAGUCCCACAGUUUUUUUUUUUGUUUUUUUGUUUUUAACUACUUAAAGUUUUUAAAUAAACUCAGUGGUCUUUAAAUUGUGAUUAUGAAUUGUGAUUAUGAAGUUUUUAGCCAAGAUCACGUUACCUGUGUCAUUUUAAGGACUUUUCUAAUGCAGAGCUCGAGUAGCUCAUUAGCAAUUUGCAUCGAGUCAUGGAUGGAGACAGCGAUACUCUGCACACUCCUCUUCGCGUUAGCUUGCAGCCUAACAUUGCUGGUGCAGUAGAAGUGGCAGGUAACAUAGGAGCUAUUCAGCUCUUGGACACUAAUGUCUUUAGGAGCAUGAUAAAAGUGAAUAUCAUAAUAAGCUUUCUUACGAGCUUUGCAAUCCGCUAAUGCACACGCUUGUUCCACGAUUGUCCUCUCUAUUUCUCUGAGCCUGACUUGCAUAGCGGGGUCCGGGGGGGUGGAGCUUGGAUUUGCUACGUAGGAAAUCUCACUGUGUCUGCACCUGCCGUUUGGGUCUGCCAAAGAUUCACAGUGAUUUGAAUGCAGAAAUACUCAGAAAUACAAUUUUGCACUCUUUUUUUUCUUAUGAUAUGUCCAAUAGCAUCAAAAAUUGCCAUUUGAACAUGUAGACAACAAGAAAAAAAUGAUUUUCAUCGGAAUCGUUCUCCCUCAUACAGUAGACAGAGAACAGAGGUGAAAAUACUUUUUUGUUUCCACCUCAACUUCAAAUAAUAAUUAAAAAGAAAAAAAAUGUUUAUUGGCAAAUAGAAAAGCACUAAAAUUAUUCACAAUUUUUGCAAUAAAACUUUCUGCAGAGUGCAGAAAAAGUUGUAAUAUCACUUUUAUUGUGUCCCUGUUAAUUAGAACUAAACUAAAAACUGCAGUUUUUUGGUCUCAUCUGUUUUUAAUUGUCUGUUUCUGAGCGAGUCACAUGCUGUCUGUUGUAACUCACAGCCAGACCAGCUUCCUCCCGCAGUAGUCACCAUCCUGUCUCUCUGUCAGGUACUGGAAGUGUUGUGUCAGCUCUGAGAUAGACUCUUCAACUUCCCCCUUCCUUCUCCUUCUUAGAUAAAACUUCCCCUUGCCUGCAGGCGCUCAGUAGGGAGAAAAAAUGUAAAAACACGCUGCAAUCUGUCCACAGAGGGAAACAGGGAGAUAUUACAAUGUGGUUAAGGGUGGUUAUGAAGUGAUAAAUGGAAGUUCUGGAUAAUAACACACUGACAAAACGCAGUUCUUCUUCUCUAUUAGUACCUCUUGUUCCUCCGGAGGGCCAGCCUCGCUCUCAGCUCUCCACUUUCUCCCUCCCUCCCUUUACCGAUGUCCAGUUUGAGCACCUGGGAGGAAGCAGCUGUAGGUGGUGAUUACAGUUCAGAGACUCCAAAAUAACCUCUCCUCCUCCCUCCUGCCCUCUCUCUGCAUUCCCUCCAGCUCGGCCGCCCUCUCCCAGCCUUCUUCUCUCUGAAUCACCCCAUCAUGCAAAUAACCAACGUAAGAAGUCCAGGAGAUUAGAAACAAGAAAAGAGGAGCGGUGAAACGGCUGAAAUUCUCUGUAUCGCCUUUAUUCUUUGUAAAGUGUGUGUGUGUGUGUGUGUGUCGCUAUGUAAAUAAAGUGAGUGAUACACACCGCCUGGCUCAUCAAUAUGAGGGACGGUGGGCUCAGCUCACUCAGAUGAACACAAGAUGAAUAAUGUUAGCUGAGCUUUGCUGCAUUCGACCACCCCUUUCUACACCCACCUCCAGUAUGUGUGUGUGCAUGUGUGUGUCUGUGUGCAUGUGUUUACCGUGCCAAAGCUCCCAUCAAUCACACGCCCAGGACCUUUCAGUUUUCUGCACACACACACACCCACACACUCCGGGUGAGUUUAUUAAAAGCUGGAGUGUUAUCACUGAUCUGUCUGACAACAGCUGCACACCGGUGAAAACAAACACACACAUCAUCAACACAAGUCACACUCAUGCUGUUGUCGCUGUGACAAGAAGAGCCAGAGACAUUCGUAGACAGGACUGUCUUUAUUUUCCUCUUCCUCUCGGCUGCAGAGAGCAUCACCACAGUGGAACAGGAAGGCCAGUGUUCAGGGUCACGCUCUGCCCAGUGGAAUUCCCCCUGAACCACAGGGAGCUCCCACAGCUCUGUUUGACCCAGUUCACCCACCGUAGAGUCGGAGAAACAAAGACUAAAGCUCUCCUUUGACUGUCUCAGGACCACUGGUUCUGUUUUUUUUUUCACCAACGUAUGUCAAGGAGGAGCACCACAACCUGUAAUCAGGGUGGUUGUCUCAGGAGUUAAGGCAGCUGGCGAAUUAGCCUCUAAGCAUGUGGCGUUCUUGGAAAAAGAUAACAGAAAAGGGAACAUUUUUAGGAUGUGGUUUUACAUAUUAAACCAAAUUUGAGCUGGUUAUGAAAAGGACCAGAUUCAACAUGGAUGUUUUUCCAUUUCCUGCAAAAACAACCCAGACUAUCUGUGACAAAACUGAUUCUCAAUGCAUUUGAUUGUUGACGUCUGAGAUCAGACUGCAUCAAUUCCUUUACAGUACAACAGUCAGUCCUUUUGUUUUUGUUGUUUGAAACUGAAACUGAUCUAAAUCCAGAUUCUCCUCUCUAGAUAUUAACAUACCUAGAUAAUGCAGUUGUUGUCACAAUGCUCCAGAAUUUGCACGCUAGAUGUUGAGUUGCAUAAAUGUGUUGCUAGGAAGUUGAGAGUAAAUCUGAAGUAUUCCAACGCUGGAUGGCAGAAGGGGCUGCAGAACACACUGCAGCUUUGUUGGUGCUUAUGUACAUCUACGCUUAAGAAUAUCUGAAGUGUUCCUCAUUUGCAAGGAUUAAAAGAGCUGCGUAAUUGUCCACUGGGGUCCAAUACCUUUAAAAGACACAAACAAUGCUGUGAUGUUUAAACUCUAAGAACUUGCAUGGUUGAGUUUUAACGUGCAGCUGGUGUUCUUUGCAAACACUGAUAACGAAUAAUGACGAUAAUAAAAUGACGAAUAAUAAGGAAUAGUCCAAGCCAUGUGCCCUCAAAUCUAAAUUUCAGUGGUCAAUUGUCUUGACGAAUAGAAAAGGAAAAGGAAACAUCCUGAUCAGAUGUUUUACCCCCAUCACCGCAUCCAUGAUCUUUUAUCAUAGGUCUUACCCUCAGGACGAAUCUGUCAGAUCGCUAUCUGAAGCACUUCCACUUAAGAGAUACUUGUCAUUAAAAGAAAGGGAGGCUUUAUCCCAGAAAACAUCUGGCUGUUCCCAUCUAAAUGACUUCACAUUAAGAGUGACAUCACAUGGGAUAGUCCCCAGAGUCCGGUCCAAUGAUUGCAGUAUGCUUUGGUAACCGAGGACCCACCCUGUUGGCUUUCACAUUCGAGUAACCCUGCUCUGGCCUCCAUCUUUCAGCCUCAGGGAGCAGCAAGCAGCAUCUGACCAGAGCAGAAAAGAGCAUGAUUCAGCUGAACGGAGGACAAGACAGCUGUUUGUAGCUUAUGUACAAUCAGAAAGUGUGUUUGGUUUAUAGCCGUGUUUGUCCAACUCUUCUAACACAAUCAAUCAAUUCAGCUCUGAAGUAUGGCUGACUCACUCACAAUCCCUUUCUCACGCGCUCACAAGCAAAAGUUGAUUCCUCUCCUGUUUACAGUGAUGGAAAACACUGAGCUUGAUGAUAUAACAGAGAGCACACACGAGUCCUAAAGCAGCUCUGUUGACUCACUGUACACCCAUUACCAUGAUGGCAGAGGGGAGUGAGAGAUCUGCGCCCAUCGAUCGCUCCAGCUGGACUGUCGAUACUCGCCUUCGAAUUCUGACACAGCGGACUAAUGGUCUCCUGGGCCAGUGGCAACCAGACGCACGCCCACGCACCAUCCCAGCACCUCGGGGUGUAAUGCACAAAAGGGAGCCCAUCAAUACAUCAAUACUCCACGACCUGCAUUUACCUGCUGCCUCAGCCGUUUCAGCAAUCAGCACAGUGUUGAGAGGGUGCAUUAACAACAGCGAUGUUCACUCAGCGUGUGAUUUUUCAUCUGUCCGCCUCUGUUCUGCAAAUCAUAGUUUAUGUGUAAGUCAUAGCAAGUACAGUCACAGUACAGGGAGGCGGUGUGGACCUUGGAGAGGUGCGCUUUGGACUUAUUCCACCACAUAUUUGAAAAAUUUCUCUGUAGAUUGGUUUGCUAUUUGAAUUUUUCAUCACUGAUGUUGCACAAGUUGACAAAUAACCCAAAUUUGAACGUCUUUCAGCACUGAAUAUUCAGUGGUCACCAGCUACUUCUUAGCAAGAGCAAGUAGCUGUACCAUGGUCAAUAUCAAAAAUAGCAAAUAUCAUGUAUAUAUGUUGAAAUUCACAUACAGAUUUUUCUUAGCUGACUCCAAUAACUGAAUAACCUCAUCCUGAUGCCAUUACUCAUGAGUUUACUGACUGUCUUUUACAUUUUUACAUCUUAAAUAGUGAAUGAAGAUCUAAGAGUAUGAAAGGCUAAGAUUUAGCAUUUAUAUAAAUUCUCCAGUAUCUAAUUUCUUGUUGUUUUCAGGUAAUUUUCUGCAGUUGAAUCAGCGCCGAGGUUAUUUUGGCGAUAUCCGAUAACUGCGCCUACUGCUGCUUUGUACUUCCUCAUCUUUGCUGCAAUGAUGACUCUUCAGGUGACUCAAAAAAUCCAAUGUGGUUAAAAUAAGGAUGUUUUUCCCCUCUCAGAAUAGGUGCAGCAUACAUUUGGCAAAUUGCAUUCAUGCCAAAAAAAAAAAAAGCACCAGCAAAGUUUGAAUAGAGAACUAGAGGAGAGACAUGAGGCACUGUUGUGUUCGCUAAAUUCUUUAUAGAAGCUUUCUAUGAUCUCAUAUGAUGAUAUUUCAAACAAUGGAAAGCUUACUUUUAAGCAUAGACAACCUAUUUGACGUGCAAGACCACUUUUCUUGUUUUGACAUCAGCUUAAGCAGCUCUUGGUCUUACCUGGGGCUGAGUAUUAGGGAAAUGUUAUAGAGGAAGAAAAACUCAGAUUUUCAGGAUAAAGUCACUUUUUCAAGCGGCAUAGAAAAAAAGACACUUAUCUCUGAAAGUUUGUAGAUGAAGGGAUAAACUUAUCCUUGGUGGUUUCCUCAGAGUCUCAGCCCUUUGCUUCAUCUUCAUCAUAAAUGAGUUCUUCCUCUGUUUGGUAGAUGAUGUUAAUGAAAAACGAUGUGUCGCACACUGUGUCUCUGUGGGACUUUGAUCCAUGAACAUAUCCUACUUGGCAAAAUCAUGUUAUGCUUCAACAUGUACACACACAUGCGCCCACUCUUCCUCGCCUAGUUUAGCAAGACAGAUUUUUCGUGGCUGUCCAUCCGACAGGCCGCCUGUAGUCGGCCCUCAUGGUCAUUUAACAGCAGGGUAAUGGUGUGAGCAGCACUGCUUGACUGCUCCUCAGCCCUGCUCGCCCUGGAGGCUGGUGUUGUGAGGAGGAGGAGGAGGGGUGUACUAACCCUUCCUGAUCACACGGGGAAAAGCCACUUUGCCUGCGGAGAAAGGAAAGGAUGUAAAAGGAGGGGGUUGUGUUGGUGAAGGACUGAGGUGACAAAAGAGCUUUUGUGGAUGUAAGUUUACGGCGUUAACCCCUUUCUCUCCCUGCUUCACAUGAAUAACAAGAAACCACUGUGACAACUAAGCGAUAGCCCGAGGCACUACGUUUGAUUAUGUGUGUGUCAGGGGUUCAGCGCCACGCUUAGCCCCGGGUGUCUUGUGACAGAGUUGACAUUCUGGAGAAAUGAGAGCGUGGUCAGCUGUUGUUGAAAUGCCACGAAGAGGAGGUUUUUGGACAAAAAGGGAAGAGCGCUCGCUGCACUUUUCCCCGUUAGUGUCAGAAUUAGUGAAGCCACAGUAGGUUGUCAACAUGGAUCUCAGGCAGCGCUUCACUGAGGUGUGCUGACCUGCUGAUCACUGUGAACGAGGGGAACUGGGAGUGGCUGUAAAAUUAGACGCGACCAAUAAACACAAAGGCAGUUCUGGGUUAUUUCUGCGCGUCCACCUGUCUGUGAAUGUGUGUGUACAAAUGUGUGUGUAUUGCUCUGUGGCUAGUCCCCUCACAGAGACGUCUGUCAGACACAGCAUCAAGCACUGACCUUUACUGAGGUGCCAGCAAACACAGAGUACACACACACACAGCAGCCUAAAUUGAUGUCCAUUUCUGUAACUUCUCUGAUGUGAAUAAACUCUUUCUUGUUUUUCUCCUCUUCCUCUUCUUUCUUUUAAAUGUCUCCUUCUAGCCGCCUCUGUCCCUCCUCGGUGUCCCUUCAGUCUUUCUUUCUCUCUUACACUUUGUGACACUCCCUCCCUGGGGCAGCCAUCAGUUCAGAUGAGCAUCGUUUGUGACAGGCCAGCUUUGUCUUUUUAAGCCAUUAGCAGUUCCUCUCCACCCACCUCACCAUCAUUUCCCUCCCUUUACCUUUUUUUUUGUCCUCUUUUUGUGUUUGUGCAUUCACAUCUCUCCCUGCUGACUGGUAAUUUCUCUAAUAAUCCACAUGACAAACACACUCUCGGCUAGAGUGAGGAGGUGACAGGUAUAAAUAUGUAACUGCACUUCUAACUGAGGUCUUCUCUCUGCUUAAUGAACUGGGAUGUUGGGUUAAAUUCACUAAGGUAUGCCUACAGGUAAGCAAGGUCUAAUAAGAUUUUGCAGUCGGAGGAUUGUUUGCAGUGCACCGCCCUCCCUCCCUCUUCAUAGCUCGGUGUAAUUCUCCCUGCUCUGGACUCCCCCACAGUAAACUGUCAAGCCUAAUACAGGCAGGAAUGUCCAGUCACCUGCUCCUAAAAUGCAACAGCCCCGUGCUACACUAACCUAAUAUAGACCUGCACCACACAAGCAGGUUUGGAUAACACCGUUGUUGCUCAUUGCAUAUAUUUAAACACACACCUCAACAUGCCCCAGCUCAGCUGUUAGGCCGGGGAGUGGAAACUAAAAUUGUUCCAUACAGCUAUGUGUGAAUUGAAGAGUAUAUCAAACUAACAGGACAUACUUAAUAUAAUCCUUUAAUCCUCAUGAGUAUGAAUCUUUGUUGCACAUAAUAAGUAAUCACAAAGCAUGUGUAAAUGUAUUAUUUUGCAUGAAUCUGCAACUACAGCACCAAAACAUUUUAGUAACUGCUUAAUUAGACCAAGUAAGGAAGAUAUUCUACAUAAGAGGCAGAAAACUGCAGUUCCUUAAGUGUCCACUAGAGGCUGGGUCCCAAAGUUCAAAAAUCCCUAAAGACACCUGUGUAAAAAUGGGUAAAAAUGCAUGUUUCUUCUGCAAAUUUAAACAUAUCUACUACCUGGAGCAAAGUAUAGUUCAAGGAUUUAAAGUUCUUGAAGUGCACAGUGUUAAGAAGUGUUGUUUUGCACUUCCUCACAUCACCUGUGCGUCACAAACAGUGCAAAUGACUAGAGUAUUCUGCCGUCUGCGUAUGGCACUUCAAAUGCUUGCUAUUUGUUGGUCAUUGUGUGCACAUAUUAAAUGUGUUGCCUACAUGAGUGGAGAAACAUCUGCCAAAACCAAUAAUAAUUUUUUAAACUUUCAUUACAGAUACUAAUAUGAUGCAGAUAAAGUGGUGCAUUUUAUGGUGCAGAGACACCAAUAAGUGACAUCACUGAGAGCUUUUACACUUUGGUUGAGCGUGAAUGUCAAUAUUUGAUGCUUUUUAGUUGUGCCACAGUACUUAGUUAGGCAUUAGUGUCUCAAAUGAUCUACAAAAAGCAUCCUUGUUCAGUAUCAAUUAAAUACAAUAAGGACUGUUCAGGUAGAGCUUGUCUAAGUUAGAGGCCUGUUAGUUGUAGAAUAAGAACAGUUAAGGCCAAUACAGAGCUCAUAUGCUCCUUAUCUUAAUGCAUAUACGCAACAAAUAAACAAUGGAUGUGUCCAUCUCAAUGUGAAGUCUGACUAUACUUUGAUGUCAGUUAAAAGUGUGAACAUGUGCAGUCAGAAAAUCUGGCCAAAGAUCAAGUGUAACACGUAAGCCUAAGAUUCAAAGUGCUCGUGUAUCGAUGACAGAUCCUGGAUCAGAAUGAGAAAUCUAAUCCUGCCGUCUCACAACACACAAAACGCGCUCAACAAUUUAGCUGCCACCUGUUGAUGACAAAUGAUUUUCACUGUCUGGAUAGGUUUGCUCAUUGUGUGGCCUUAAUGCCCGAGUGGGUGACUUUCACACGUGUGAGCUUAAAGUGUUUCUGCUGACCUCGGCUCGUUUCUGUCAUUAGUGCUGCAGUGGUCAGAGCAAAAGGCAACAAGCUUUAUAAUGAAGUCUGAUGCUACUGAUGUAACUGAGAACGUUUAAACAGAAGUCAUUUACCUUAAUACUACCCUCCACUCAAAGUGUCAACCUGUCAUACAAACUGGCUAUUUUCUAACUGCAGGAAGACUAUUACACCUCUGCUCGGCUCUCACAGCCUAUCACUGUACAAGUGCAGCCUGACUGGAUCUGACAUGAAGGUGACAGGGACAUUUCAUUUUGCCUCUGACACUGCAACAAGGUUUGACGGAUGCUAACACAACAGUAGCCAUGUUAGUGUUUGGAAGUCGCCUGCCUGGCAUUGUAAGGGUUUUGUGCUACACCUAAAGCUAACUGAAGGGGAACAACUGUUUAUCCAGGUGUGUGCUGAUGAUGGUUUCCGGUGCCUGCAAAACAUUUUUCUUAGUGUUUUGGUUAUUUUUCUGUGUAUGAGGUGGUUUCCUGGGUAGUCAAUGGUGCAUAAUUUCAAGCCAAACACACCUCAGGGGAAACUGUUGUUACGUGGUUCAUCAGUCCGGUGGUCUGUGAAGGCUUUGACUUAGAGAAAGAAAAAACUUUAUAAUCUGAUUAACUGUAAACACACACAAAUGAUGCACAGAGGUUGAACAGAGAGCAGAAGGAAGGUGUUUGUCGGAAGCGUGACUGCAGGUUUUCUGGGUUUACCAGAAUCUACAGCAGAUGUUUCCUCUUUUUUAACCCUCCUGCUCACGCACUUUCUACAUCACUGCUUUCAAUGUCACCUGCCUUUACUGGAGUUUCACUGGACUGGCCGACCUGGUGAGAAUUCUCUCACUAUAGUCCUGCUGAGUGUUGGAGAACCGGAGCAGGCCUCCUCUCUGAUGAAUGAAUGAGGGAUUUGUAGAUACUGUUAAGUGGGUGGCAUUGGGUUUAGGUGUGUGUGUUUGUGGGAGUUCAAUGGUGUGGCUUUUGCAAGUUUUUGAGGACCAUGAGCGAGUUUGCAUUAAGUUGCUCCAUGUUUUUAAGCUGCUUGUUGUACACAGAGAAAUGCAGGCGCACCAUCAUGUAGCAGCAGAUGUUACUCCUUUAACAAAACAGAUCUAUCAAAAAAAUGUGUCCUCUCUCUAGAGGCUUUUUUACACAGCGUGUUCAAGAUGGGACCGUUGCAUUUUUGUAACAUCUUAUCCUCUUUGUAAAAGCUAUAAAUAUUUGUUAGUUCGUUUCCUCUGUUUAGUUUCAUCUGUAGGUCUGCUUAGCUCUUAAGUGGUAGCUCAAACUCGAAGCUUAAACUCACACUCAGUGAUGCAUACAUAUAAACAUGCAAAAAAAUAUAUUUUUCUUUCAGUGAUGUUAAUGGAGAAGAUAAGACAGUGGAGAAAGAGAGCGUGACAUGCAAAAAGGAGCUGCAGGCCAGGAAAUAGAGAUCAUAACAAAAUAAUGAUCAGUCCAGGUUAACAUGAGUUGUGCUGUGUUCACACAUGCGCUUCAUUCCUGAAAAUUUGCAGGUGUUUUAAAUUUGCACUGAAGUAAAAAGAGUACAUUUUAACUUAGACUUUAACCUGGCUUUUUCCUGCUAACCCCUUUGUGAAAUUUUAUUUAGUCUCUUUAAGUUAAAGCCAGGAAACCUAGGCAACAGUGGUAAUUUUAGGGAAAUACAUCAUGCUAGCAUUAAGCACCUAGUGUAAUUUCUGUGCAUAUAAAAUUCACAAGCAUUGUUCUUUCUCACCCAUCUGUUUAUACUUUACAAACACUGUUAGCUUAAGCAGUAAGGAACAUGUGUGAAUAAGCAUCUGUGCAAACUUUCAGAGAAGGCUGUUCUGAAAUUUUCUACAAAUUUCAUUGGGUGCAUACAUGUGUGAAAGAGCUGUGCAGGAGUCUGUAUUGGCGCUGAGCUGAAAAAUGUUACUAAUAAUCGGAUUCAACUCUCAAACUCAUAAUCCAGGUACAGCCUCAGUGUUAAUUGUUUAAUCGUUUAUUACAGCCUUUUGUUAUAGAUAUCCAGCUGAGAUCAUGUGAUCCUGCAUAAUGACUGAAAGCUCUCCACAUACCAAGCAUGCCAUUUAACAGCUUAACAUACAAAACACGCUCACACACACUCACACACACACUCUUCACUCUCACUUAGGUACACCGAUGUUAUUACCUUGGAUGGGGCUGCCUCACCUCCAACAUAAACAUAGGUUAUGAGACAAGUGUAAACUUGGUGGCCUGGGAAUAGCUGUGGACGUGUGCGUGUGUGUGUGGUGUGAUCACACCCUCACUCCUCACCGGCCCACCUGGCCUUAUUUAGAAGAGCUGAGAGGAGCCAGAAGCAGGGACUCUCUGAGGAUGCCCAGUCAAACAGAAUGUGUGGCUCAUCAUGGUGCUCAUUAGCCCUGCAGAGAGAUAAUAUUGUCCAUGCUGUGGUUCAUAGCCAGGAAAGCCUGUGACUUCCCCUGAGUGGAAACAGAGUCUAUUAUCCUGGUGUCGUUUAGGUACAACAGCACUAUUAGGACUAACCCUGAGUAAUAAAAGCACGUGGCAAGCAAAGCACAUAAUAGGCAAGGAUUAGUCAUUUUCCUUUUUUGAACAGCAUUCCACGCUCUCUGAGGCACAAAUCUUUCUUUCUUUCUUUUCCUCAUUAACACCCCCUGACUUCCUUUACACUUCAGAGUGUCAUCAUGCAGAUUAAGAGAACAAUAGCCUCCAUUAGCAUUAGUGUUAUCAUGGAAAGUGCUCAUCUGAUGGGAGAUGAGUGACCUGCAGAGGCCCAUUAGCUCACGUGUUAAAACCUUGAUCGGCAUCAUUAGAAAGUCAAGAGCCCAUUGUCUUCCAGCUCACCUCUGAAAUGAUUCCUGUGCAGAGGUCUGCUCCACAGGUUGUCGUAGAUUUCACUUUGAUGGAGUAAUCCUAAAUGAUACUGGGUGUAAGCCGGGUAUUAUUUGUUGUGUUUAAUCUGCUUCCUGAAUCAAUCAAUUGAACAUUAAGCAUCUCCUGUAUUUGGAUCAGAAGAGCAUCAAAAGUGACUAAUCCUCAGAACGGCUGGCUCUUUUUUUACUCCCUAUGUGUACUUCUGCUUUUUUCGCCCUCAUAGACUUACUUACAGCAGUGAGUAACAGACACUUGAUGUUGUUUGGGGACUUUUUACAGAUUGUUUUGCUGUGUAUCUAUGGAGAUGCUGUCCAGGAUAUGACUGGUCCGCAAUGUGACUGGCUCUCUCUGGUAUGGCUGGCAGGCACUUGUGGUGAAGACACUUGGCAUCAGGUCCCGGACAAGUAUGAACUUGUUAGGGAACAGUCUCUUGGGACCCCUAGUGCUCUCUCCAGCUAACUGACUGUGGGAGGAGAUACUGACAUGUGUCCUCAGCAGAGGUGGACAGCAUUAAAGUUAAUUUACUAAGGCAUAUUUUUGAGUACCUGUUCUUAACUUUAGUAUAUUUUACUUUUAUUUCACUGUGUUUGAAGACAAACAUCCUUCACUAUAUCCUUCAUAUCUAUUUAUGUCCAGUGGCCUUGUACACUAAAAUGCAUUAUCAGCGUUAUCAUUUGGAACAUUUUUUGCACAGUUUCCCAUUACACUGCAAAUCCAACUGUGCAAUUAAAGGUAAAAAUGCAAUGAUUUUAAGUUUAGUUGACUUAAGAUUAUUAAUUUAUUGGAUAGAGAGCAUGCACGGCACAAGCUGCUGAGCCAGUGUUAGCUAUAAAGCUAAGCAGGGCUGCAACUAACGGCUACUUUAGUAGUCAAUUAGUCACCGACUAAUUGAAACGAUUAGUCUACUAAUCGGAUAAUUACGUGCCUUCUCCUCAAAUUUUCAUGCAUCACAACCAAAAUUCGCACACAAACCUUGCAAGUUUAUUUAUUUUUUUUUUUUUGCCUUAUCUAGGCCAAAAGUGCGUCCAAACUUUGGAGGUUUCUAAGUAUGUACUCAAAGCUGCUGUAUGAGAUACCAGCACCUCCAUGCUUGAAUACCCUACCGCUCAGCGGAAACGCUAUUGCGCAUGUGUGACUUUAGCCAGAGAUUGUAAUAAAUUAAGAUGCAUCACUCCACUGGAAAAAACACGUCUGGCGACAAUAGUCAACAAUGAAAUUCAUUGUCGACUUUUUUCAUUAUCGAUUUUUGUCAACAUAUCGACUAAUUAUUGCAGCCCUAAAGCUAAUUCACAUCUGUGGUCCCUGCACAAGGAGGUCCAAAGACAUACAAUACAUAAGACUAAAAAAUAACUUCACAAAAAAACAACAUAUUUUGACUGACAUUAAGCUCUCUUUCAGACUGUUGUAUACACAGUUUAAUCAGUGAUCACAUGAUUGGUUCACCUUAAGUAGUUAGUGGAGGUAAAGCCAAGGCCAAGACCUGACUUUGCAUAACUUCUUUUCUUUUUCUUUGUUCAGAAGUUACACAUGUUGGGUACAGAUUCAGUGUCAGCCUUGUGUUUACUUGGCAGUCCUUUUACUGAACUGGCCAUGCUUUGCAGCCUGUGCAAAUAAAGAUUGAACAUUUGUUUUACUCCAGAUCAACACUUUAAAACAAGUUGUCUGUGCUUGCAGUAACUUAUCUGCCAUUGUUAUUCUAUCAUUUCUUGUUCCUGCUGCCAUUGUGUAUAUUUUGGUUUCUGCAAACCUGGACUUCUGUGGCAGCUAGUUCAAAAAUGUCUGUUGUGUUAUCUUAUAUCUCAUUAUCUAUAUAAAGAUGCAACACUUCUGUGCGUUUAUUUUAAAGGUCUAACACAGGGGGCACCAGGAUCAACACAGAUUUGAAGCUCCUCACAGAAGCUUUAUAUAAAUUGAUUUUGAAAGUAGUUUGAAUUAAAAUCUAUUUUUUUUCUAUCAAUCCAUUGAAACAACUUUAAAUUUUAUCUGAGUAAUAAUGGACAAGAAGGAUCUUACUCUGACUCAUUUUAUGAAGUCCCCACUGUUACGUGUCCACAGUUUUAUCUUUUAACUGCCUUCGCUUGUGUGAAAUGGUCUAAGAAGUCUGAAGCAGCCUGUGAACAAGCGUAACAUGAAAAAUCCCCAUUUCUUUUGUUUGGUUAUCGCUACUCAAGUGACCUUCCUGGCUCUGUGGGAGGAAGGCUGUUGUUUUAACAAAAUCAGCGACGUUUACCUCCGUGCGGAUUGAGGCGCCUUACCUUGAGACGACAUACUUGAGGUUUUGAAUGGCAUGGCUUUGUUUUACUUUGGUUGGAGCUGGGUUUUUUUGUAGUGGUUGGCUUCCCUGAGAAAAUGGCAUCGCAGAGCCACAAGGGCAGACUGUGUGACGGCAGAGUCUGUACUCUUUGAGGAUGCCUGUGGUAGUUCCUCCGCCGCCUGCCUGGCCCUGAGCUCAGAUAAGUGGCGUACCUCAAUGGGGGAGCCUGAACCAGGGGCUAAAUAUAGAGACAGGAGAGAGGCAGAAGGGCAGACAAAUAGUUUCUGCUGCCGUGGAUGAGUCAAUGUGUCUGAUCACAAGCAGAACAACAGCAGACCUCAGAAUAUGUGUCACUCAUUUGUUUCAGACGAGACAGAGUAAGAGAGAGCUCAGCCUUUGAUCUGUCUCUUUAAGAGUCAAACUCGGGGAAAGUGUUUUGGUUGGACAUUCCUCACAUACCUCCAACACCUUCUGGUAUGGAGCCGUGGGCCAGCACAUAAGACGUAUAGGUUUUAGGUUCCUUACAGAUGUCCUUAUGGGUAAUGAAUCAUGAUAAAAGCCCACCUCUGGAGGUAAGAUGUUUGUGCACAGUCUCCGUGUGUUGAUCUCUGUUGUUCUCAUCGAAAGCUCAGCUAUUAAACCAGUCAGUCACACCUUGAGGGCCUCAAAGAGACAGAUAACUUACUCCCACAGAGGCUGAGAUACCGCCAUUCCUAUCAGGCACUCCUCUGUGAGUGGAAGCCAUCUGCUGGUGCACAAGCAGACCUCUACUGUAGAGCUUAACUGGCCAGUUUGUCGGCUGAUACUAUCAGUCUGUUAAACGCCCAUCUCAGGUUUUGAUAAUUCUGCAAAUGCUUUGACAUAAUUGAUGACACUAAAAAAUACUUGAGGUAGUUCAAUCCUAUCACAUGGUUUGUGUGCCAGAGCAGGCUUUGACUCAAUUUCAUCAUACCUUCAGCUGUUGUUGUCGACUCAUCAAACCAUGAGCCAAAAUAGUGUGGAAAGUCUGAGUCCAGUCUGAGUCAGUCUCUGUUACCCAGGUUUGAGUUUGGGUUUGGGUUUGGUUUUCAUUACCUGAAGAUUUGUGUCAAACUCAGACUGGUUUGGGGCUUGUAUUCUAAGGCUUAAAGUUCUUGAGAGAAGUUUUUUGAUAUCAUUGAAACUGACUACAAUUCAUAUUGAUGCCUUAAUUUGUUACACUAAAGUACAAAAACCAUCAGACUGACCAUUUUUACUCUGUAAUUUCUAACACUUGAAGCUGAUGUAACGGGGUAGGUGUCACUGGAGUCACUGAAGAGUCAUUAACCUCCCUUUUUUCAUAAAUAGACACAAACCAAAAGUUUCUCACAGGAUCUUUAAACAAAAGAUGCAAACUACAGUUUUUAUACAUUUUCAGUGAUUUCUUUUUAACUCCUAGGACAUAUAUUUUGAUGUUUAUUGUAGUAUUCUGCAUUUCUUAGUGCAGUAAUGGCACUUGUGGUUUAAGACACUCUUGUCUUGUGUAUCAUGCAGGUGGCAUUUCCUCUUAACUCCGCAAAAAUACUGUUAUACAUUUUACAUACUUUUUUUGUCUAUUUUUGUUCUUCAUCCUCUUUUCUUAUCAGUUUGGAGAGAAAGAGCUUGUCCCUAGUCCCAAAACGUGCUCGCUAAAACUUCAAGAACUUGCCUUGGCACCUUCAACCUUUAACUUUUGCUAUUAUUUGGAUUGUGUUUUACUGUUGUUGUGUUUUUACUCCAAUCUUAAAUAAGAGAUACCUUUUGAGUCAGUGUCUGAGUCAUGACUCUGAAAAUUAGCAGUGAAGACAGACCUGUUCGAUGUGAAACAGCAUCCCAGCUAAGUAAACACCACUCAACACAAUAGUUGUCAUACAGCAGUAAAUAUUUCUGUCCAUAAAAGUCUGUCGUUUAAAUCAGAGUCAUCUGAGGACUUUCAGCCUGUCAUAUUUACUCAAAAAAAAUCAUGAAGUUUGGCUCCUCUGUCAGUUUCUGCUCUAAAAUCAAUACUGGUUUCGGUGUCAAAAGCCUCCAUAUGUUGGGCUCUACAGUGAUUUUAAGAUCUAGAAAAGUGUCACAUCCAUCACAUACCUAAGUUUAGGAUCGAUACAGUGAGUCUGAAAUAAGUGCCAGCUUAAGCAGAAUCUCUCUGCAGUUAAAACUGUGUCAAAGAGCAUUUCAGCCUCUGUGCUGUCAGAUCAUUGAUGACAAGUCUGCUCAGGUGAUCCCCUUCAAUGUGUUAGCGAGCACUGGGCUUGUUUUCAGAGUAACCCUCUGCUGGUAAUUGAUACAGCCUGGCAGGUGUCAUAACAACACAGCCCCCUCUUCUCUCUCUCUCUCUCUCUCUCUCUCUCUCUCUCUCUCUCUCUCUCUGUGUCUCUCUCUCAGGGAUAUUUAAGAGUGUCUGAAACACUCUGUCUUCAUUGUCUUUCAGUGGACGUAGAGAAAUUUACAAACAGGAAAGAGAGUGAUGGUGUGGGUGGAGCUUUUAUUUCAGUCAUAAAAUAAUGUACCACUUGGUAAUGGAACCUUAAUCUGAUACCAGCUACAAAACAUACAUUUAGUAGGUUUCAUUGAUGUGUAGAUGAAGUGUGAGACCUUUAAACUCUACAACAAAGUCUUACUGUGUGUGCAAUAUAACAACAAUUAUUGUGAGGUCAUUCUAAAUGCCUCUCAUCUCUAAGUUCUAGAGAUGAUUAAAGGUAAAUAUAGCCAAAAGUUAAAGGUACAGUGAGUAAAAAUUAGAACAUGUAGACGCAACAAAUUUUCAUAUUCGCGACUGAAGUGCUCCCUUGCUCACUCCUCCUGCCUGUGAAGCUAAGGUGACCUCAAGCCUGAAAAGUGUCAACCUCCGUUUUUUAAGUUUGUGUCAACUUUACUGAUCCCCAGAGGGAUGGUGUCAAUUCUGUGUUAGGUGCAUAAACAAGAGGUGGUGCUCUCCUAGUUGCAUGAGCAGCAACCUCUGUCGCCAUAACUAUCUCUUUUGUUGUCUCAAAGACAACAGGGUCAGUUAAGUGCUGAGGUUUUUAUUUCACACUAGCAAAUCUGCUGGUGGUUUUCUAUCUGUGCUGUCGAGUGCGAUAAUAAAAGUUUUUUAUGUUAAGGUUUUCUAGCUUGCAUUGAUUGUGUCCUAUCACCCAGAUCCCCUGAGAGUUUCAGUGUGGGACGGGGUACUAAAGGUGUGAUCUAUGGCCAGGGGGGUUACAGAUGAACCUUAAACCACAGCCAUGCUUACAGGCUGUUAUUUUCUCAGGUGUUCGACUCUCUCCAACCUAUCGAGGAGAGCAAACUUUCAAAAGUGAAGCUUUUCACCUCCUCCACCUACCAGUGCUCCUUCUCUCAGCUGCGUAGGAGUCUUCCUCCUGUUGUGUGCUAGCAUGCUAGCGCUAAUGAGGCCAGCUGUCCAAACGCUCAGCCGGUCAGCCAGAAGGGACCACAGCCUUUGUUGACGCUAGGUGUUACAUCUCCUGUUGGAACACACAGUUUUGUCUCAACACCGCCAACCAUUUGGCACUGGGAGACCAAUCUUUGUUCACCUCCCCCCGCACCACCCAACACCACCACUGCUCCUUUACUCUCUUUCUUUCUCUCCAACCUUUGCUCCACUUCGCAGUUCCAACUUUUAUUGUCCUGCUGACGGUUGCCACCUCCCGUCUGCGCACACCAGAGCAUUGAUUUUUCUCUCUACAGCUUUAUAUUUGAUCAUUUUCUCUUGACACUGCUGGCAGAGACUGUUGCCUUUGUAAUCGCUGACCUCAGCUCCACACCUGAGUGGCUGUGGCCCCAAACAGCCUCUAAAACUCAUCCUAAAGCACCCUCUGUUUCAGGAUGAAGUGUUGCACCCUGUUUGGGCCCCCCUGAACGGACAAUACAUCACCUGGCAGAGUUGCUGUGACAGAAAAAAGAUUCAGGGUUAGAGAAAGAGGAGGAACAAGGACACACUGGUUUACACAGUCUCACAGUCCUCUAGAAAAUCACUUCAUUAGCAGGUUUGUAGCUCCCAGCUCUGCAAAUGACCUGUUCUCUGUUGAACAGUAGAACCACAAUUCUAUAAUAGUUGGGAUUCUGUAAAAAAAAAAAAAAAGACAGAUUUUGAUUUAAAGUUUGUGUCUAAUUGCCAAGAGUAAAGAUAAUCAAACUACUGAAACUGGAAGUUUUGGUCUUGAAAAUGUCAUUCAAACAUCACACAUCAAGGCCAAUAGGUGAUAUUGGAUGUAUGUGAUUCUCAGACUGUCAGGCUGCAAUUCAUUAAAAAAAAAAAAAAAAACUGAUAUGACUCUGCAGUGAAAAUCACUGCAUGAGUCCAAAUCCAUUUACCUUAAACAAAGGAGUGUGAACAGAAAAAUUAACACUACAUAUAAACAGCCCCAAAAUACUGUUGGACUGAAGUGAAGUAGGGAAACUACAUUGAAAAUAUGACGUUCUUUUUGGAAAUCAUGGACCUCUACUCUAAUAGGGCGCUCACACCAAGCGCGAAUAAAAUCAUCUGCUCGCUUAAUUCACGAAAAUCUAGACGCGUGAAUGAAUAGUAUUUACUCGCUUCAUUCGCGCGGCAACGGUAAUCCCUGCAAAUUCAAGUGAUAGACAAAGGUUUUUUUACAAUUUACCAGGUAACCUGACCUCCUUACCCACUUUCGUCCAGAUGAGCUCCUUUUUUUUACGGUUUCAGUAAUUGAAAGAUGUAUCAUAUAAUUCGGAACACCCACACACCGACACGAUCAGUAUGUCCUCCAUUGUAGAUACCAGUGAAUAGCUGUCCAUUUUCAUACGUCUCUUGGCAACUUUCGUGCUGAUUAGUUAUCCACUCAAGUUGAGACAUUUUCAGCUCCUGCCCAAUUCGCAUCAUUCACGCCACCGAGUAGUAUGACUUAACAUGUAAUUCAAUCGCGCAAACAAAUUUGACUUGGGUUUGGUGUGUGGGGACAGCAAGAGUGCCCAUGACAUGGUUAGCUUAAACAAUGAUCUGUAAAUCAUCAAUGUCUGUUUUAUGAAUAUUAAAGGUGUCUGCCACUCCUGAAAACAGCAACAUGUAGCGCCCAUGUCACGUUAAAGAAAAUAGAGGGUUUUAUGAAGUGAGAAUGAGUGUGAAGAGAGGAAUGAGUUUGAGAAUGGAUUAGAUCUCCUGAUGAUCCCUGGUAGGAUGUGCAGCUGCGGCACAGCGGUGUUGACCCUGCGAACGACUCACCAAAUAACAGUGCUUCAACCUCCUCCUCCUCCUCCGCCCCCACGCCUCCGUCCCCCCUGCCUCCCCCUCAGCCUGAACCCUGCUGCACGUCCACCAAGUUUACGUGUGAAAAGCGAGCGGUUGUAAUGACCCGCGCGAUGAAGAGAGAAAGAGAGAAACAAUUCUCAUUGAUUGUAACGGAGGAUCAUGAUUCUCACAGAAACGCCUCCCGAGCAGCCACUUCAGAAAGAGGUGGGCGAGUGGGGCGAGGGUGAGGGAAGAAAAAGAGAAAGAAAAGCUCAGGUGCUUUGUACUGGCAGUGCAUAUUCAGAGAGUGAAUGCAGGUGGUGUGUGUGUGUGUGUGUGUGUGUGUGUGUGUGUGUGUGUGUGUGUGUGUGUGUGUGUGUGUGUGUGUGUGUGUGUGUGUGUGAUGUGGGAUAAAGUAGCUGGAGAGGUAGUUUUCAGCGCUGCAGCCCGGACCCUCUGCUGACUGCGCUGCUCUCACAGGAGAAUUGAUUUGGCCUCCGAGAGGAUCUGUAGCUCUCUCAGUGGAACAGAGGGUUGAAGGAGGGGGGAGAGAGUGGGUGGAAGUUACACAGGUGGAAUUGAGAGAUGGAGAAACAGGGUGGAAAUGAAGAGAGGACUCAGAAACACACACAAACACUCGCACACACACAUGAAGCAGACAGUCAGUCAGGAAAAUUUACUCCCUGUAAUAACCCUCUCUGUAGGCUGGCUGUCUUUGUGUCUCCUGGCUCCUUUAGCCCAUAACACCACCGACCAGGUCACACCAACUCCCACACACACACACACACUUCAGCCUGCACACACACACACACCACUCCAGCCUGCACACUAAUGAUCUCACACACUGGUACUGCAUGUGUGAUUUUUCUCUGUUUCUCUGUAACUCACAGCCUGUUGUUCACCUUUUUGCUUUCACUAUGGACUCAGAUUUUCCCUGAUUUUUUAGGGUCCAAGCAUACCGAAACAUGCCUGAAUACUCACCUUCUUUUGCACACACAUCAGGCAUGCAUACAAUUUACAUAUUUUGGUGGUCUCAUGAAAAAAUCCUGAAAAUUCAGUUCGAUAGUGCCCCCUGAAAUUAUUCAGAAGUUACCAUGUCCAUUUGACUGCACACUGGUGGAUCUUAAGAUCUUCCUCGAAGAGCACAUAAGACUACGCCAAACACUGUUGCCACGGCAGCAAAGUAUUAGUAUCAGUAUCAAUAUCAUAGUAUUAAUAUCAAACAGGAAGUAGUGUUUUGAAGUCCUUCACUUACUUGUACACUGGUGCCUGGAGGGGAAGUCUCAGUCUCAAUGGGGCAUUUGGCCACACCCACAAAUUAAAAACAGUUAAAAUUCCAGUGUGAAACCUGGAAAGUUUUGCAGAUAUAAGAGCUUUAGAUGCUGAUAUCAUGAAUCAUCAUAAGUUGCUCCUCUGGUUUUUCCUACUUUCCUUACUUCCUACUUUGAUUUGGCGCAUGAACCAGGUAACCAAGCAGCAACAUUUAGCUUGACAACUACUACCAUGUUGUUCCCACUGUUUAUUUCAAAGUCACACUUUAACAGGAGAGAUUUUGUGAGGUUUCCAGUUUGGGGAGUGUAGACUGAUUGUUGGUGACUGUCGAUCACAUCUUUGCAGCACACAAUGCAAUAACAAAACCAUUCAAUCUGUCAUUAUCUGUCAUCAUGUGUGAGUUCUCUCUCAUUUUCAACAUCUGUUAAAACUUUUAAAAUCUUUUGAUUGUGGGCUUUAGAGAAACAUUAAAAAAAAACUUUUCUCUUUGAAUUUGAGUUGGAGUAAAACAAAUAGUCUGGAAAAAAAACAGCUUUUUACCUGCUCUUUAAUCAUAAUAACAGGAGAGAAAACAAUUUCAAUCUCACAUAAUAAAUGGAUGAUUUUUCCCAGCUUGUCCCUGAAGACUUCUGCUCACUAUAAUCUAUAAAAGUACCGCUGUCGUCUGUUUAAUUGGUGCGAGCAGCUCUUUACUCUCUUCUUCUUUGACCCUCCUCUUUAAUAGUUUUGACAUUUAAAUGACAUUGUACACAUAUUUAACCCCUUUGACUCAUGGCCUUUCACAUUCACUGCUCUUAAUUAAGGAGCACAUACAUGAAAAACACUUGGUAUUACCAAGGGUAUAAAUAUGAAGUGUGUGUAACCUGUUCGCUCUCCUUUAAAGACUAAUAAAAAAAAGAGACAGAGCCGUUCUAACCUCUGACUCUUCUGUCUCCCUCUGCAGUGACGAACUACAACAAUGUGGUGGAGGCCGGCUCAGAGUCCGAUGAUGAGGACAAGCUGCACAUCGUGGAGGAGGAAGGCAGCCUGGCGGACGGGGCUGACUGCGACAGCACCCUGCCAGAUGAGGAGCACCCCAGGGAGCACUGCUGGGAUAGAGGUGAACAUUAAUGAAAAUAACAUACAUUCACACUGAAUCAUACAAAACACCUCAUCCUUUAUUUAGAACCAACAUUUCUACACCCUGCUGUGAGUCAUGUCUGACUAUUUUCCAUAUGGAAACAAUCAGUACAGAAGGCAAUUUAAAGCUCCUGAAGAAUUGGUGGUAUGUGAGGACUUUGGCGCCCCCUGUGUACCUGUUAAUUCGUUGCUGAUCUGGUCCUGUAAAUCCAAAAAUAGAGUUUACUGACAAAGGAUCCUGUCCUGCCCUCUUCAGUCCUAUUUAUAAAUCACUUGUUUUGAAUACUUGAGGUAAAUGUUAGACAACAUCUCUUUCCUCAGUGUACUGCAAGGGCCUGUGUCCACUGACGCCUUAUUUAUAUACUUCAGUAGAAUAUAUUUCUAGUAUGUUCUGACAAUGAAUCCUAUCCUGUAUCUUCAAACAGUCAUAUUUAUAUAUCAUUGUUUUAAAUACUUGCAUCAGAAAAUGUUCAAAAGGCUCUUUCCUUAGUGCACUGUAAGGGCCUGUGUCCACUAACAGCUUAUUUUACUUAGUUUGAGCCUAUUUUCUCACACAAAACUAAAGCAGUUCUCAGUGUCUUCCCAAAAAUAAUGAACUCAUGUUGUAAUUUGUUGCUGCACUUAACAUGCUUUUAGUUUAAAUCAGUUUCAAUACUUCAUCAUGAACCAAUAAAUAUUAGGAAGGGGUGGGACUUAUGAUAACAACUUUGUCAAGAAUAGUGACAGAGGUUUGGAUAAAGGAGAAACUAGGCAUACUUGUUCUGAAAGGGUAAAACUUACAGGUAGACAACCUCUGCUUAUUUCCUCAUACAAAUCAUAUUUUUAUUUUAUUUAUUUAUGUUAUUUGUCUGUGUUCUAUUAUGCAAACUACCAUUGAAUGACUGCAAAUUCGAAGCCUAAACUGUGUUUCAAAACUGAGUCAUUACUUAGGAAAAUGACAGUUCUGGGUGACAACUUUGAAGUACCACUAAGCACUGACGAGAGGAGCUUCAUUAAAUAAGAUUUGGCCAAAAAUAUGCCAUCUGUGGACACAGGCCCUUCUUCUCCAACACCAACAGGCCUGUCUCCUCUUCCUGCAAACUGUGCAACCUGCCUCCACCCCAGCUCCUUCAUUUAAUGCUGUGUUGGAUUCGACCAGUGCCGCUUGUAUUUGAUCCGGUUUGUGCCCAGGGUGUCUUUGCCGCUGCUCUGCCUUUUCAUAUAUGCAUAUGAAACAGGAGAUGUGUACUCUCCUCUGCCUUAGAAUCUCCCUGAACACAGCUAGACAGCCAGUUGUAACUUACUGUGAGCUUACUGAGUGGUAAGCACUCUGCCGGUAAAUUACCACAUGGCCCCUAAUGUCUUCCAACAGCCAAGCAUGAAGAUAGAUGUGGACAGAUAACCAGCAAGAGCCAGUUCAUCACUGAGGUUAUCUAGUGGGCACCUCCCCUCACUGUUUUUUCAUCAUGUUAGGUUCAUGACACCUCAGAGGGUUUCAGCAGUUAGGUAGCGUCUUGGAAACACCCCCGCCUCACCCUCAAUCACACCCACACACCAAAGCAGGAAAAACAGCCGAAGCUACUCAGUAUUCAUGGUUUGAUACUUAAAUAAUCUAGUUUACUGCUGCAGGUUUAUCCAAAGUUGCCUACCCCAGAUAUUUUUACCCCACUUCUGCCUUAAAUCUUAUUUUCCUAGAAUGUGAAAAUUAUGCCAGUGGGGAUAACAGCACUUGAUUCACUACUUGCCAGAUUUUUCUCUUAGACAAGUGCCAGUUUAUUGAGGCGAGGCAAAGAAAGAAAGGCUUUGAUGCUACCAGAUCAUUCAAAUUGCACUGGAAUUUUUUUUGUAUAAUUUUAUAUUAAGUAUCAAAAGUUCUGAAGAUGUAAAUUUCAUAGCAAGUGUCUCAUUUCUUUGUCAGUCCCAGCAUCUUCAGCAAAGUAUCUUUUAUUGUCUUUCUGUCUGCGUAGGAUAAGAGCAUUACUUACAAACGCCUGCAGCACAUAAAUGCAAAUCUUUCUUGCGGCGUCUUACUGUUGCUGUUUCAUUUUGACCCAGCUGACGUGAUUUAGGCUAAGUUAAGAAAUGUCUCAGUGACAUCUGUGCACGGUUAAGUACCAAGCUUUUGUCUCAUUGUGAAACACAGAGAGUAAGGAAACAGGUACUACACGUGGUGGGUCUCUGACUAAGGCAGGAAGAGCGAUAUGAAGCAAAGACAAUGCCAACAGAGGGAGAGACCUUCGAACACAAAAAAUAGACCCACAACCAAAGAGCUACAGAGCGCUUUUAUGGCACUGGUGGGCAUUUCAGGGGCCUCUGUGAACUCCUUUUUACCUCAAACUGUGUGGAAGUGACAUCAGAGGCAGCCCACCGCCACAGGAAAGGCUGACAUCACCCCCCUCGCUCUCCAUCGAAAACAACAAUUGCAGGUGCUGAAGGAUGUCGGUGUUUCAACCUGGACUCAAGGCCUCUUUGCUGCUCUUUUAACCUCACACUGCAUGUGUAUACAUUUGUGUGUGUAUACGUGUGUGCUUUUGUAGAAGUGCUAGUUUCAGGUCUGUGCCAAGUACACUAUGUACUAAAACGCUGUUACAGGCCCUUAUGUAGAGAGAUACUCAGCCACAAGAAUAUUUAGGGUGUUUUCUCUUGCAGGUCUUGGCUGGAUCUUUCACAACUUUGAGAUGUGUGAGGCUGAGGGGGGCUCCGAUUUAGCAAGAGGUCAAAUUAGAACAUGCAAAAAAUGUCCCGCAACCUAUCGCUUACAGUUUAGGGAGGGCUUUUUGGAAAUUCCUCUCCGAUGAGUUGACCUCAGUUAGUUUCAGUUGCGAGGUUUCGGUUGCACACGCACUCAGACCUCAGACCUGUGCACGCUGUAGCCACCUAUUCCCCAAACCACGCCGUCAUUUUCAUCACUGCUCUCCAGCUGUACCUCAAAGUAUAAAGUAAAGUUGGAGGACGAAUAAUGCCAUUGGUUUUGGCUGCAGCUCAUGAACAUUAAACACUUCAAAGCAUGAGUUACACUGAAACAGCUCAGCGCCCUGGCUGCGCUCCACGGUUAUGCCUGAUCAGGCAUAUUUUCUUUUGCUCUCAGUCAUGUGCGCACACACACAUACAUAUACACCUACACAGCUCUCUGUUUCUUGCUUUCUCACUGUCUCCAUCCCUCAUCUCAUACAUCACACACACUCUGCUGUCACUCUGCAUCGCACUGAUGAAACACGGAGAAAGCCACAGUCCUUUAAACAAACACUCCUCUCUCGUCUCUCAUCCCUCUCUCUGUUGGUUUCGCUCCUGAGAACACAAAAGUCUCUGGCGCAGCCUUGAAAAGUGACCACCACCCACUAAUCUUCUCCUCAGCGCAGCCCAGUUUGCUUCAAAUUAAAACCUUGACACCCCUUCUCGUGGGACUGCUGUGCUCCAAAAGUGGAAGGUGGUUUUUUAGCUCUUUGCCAUCUCUCCUCUCUCUUUCUCCCCUCCUUUCUCUUUUUUACGCUCCUCUUCCCUCUCACUGCUCCUCUUGUUGUGAAUCAUUCCUCUUGAUUAUACGGCAUCAUGGGCCCCCUGCUUGCUGUCAUUGCUCAUUCACUCCUAAAUGAUUAUGUAGUGGUAGAACAAGCCCGUGUUGCAGGCUGAACUCCUCGACUCUGAGGGAGGAAAAGGUAGAGUGAGUGUUGACCUGAGAGGGCGUCUCCUUUAUAUUUGAUGAGUUGUAAAGCUUGAUUACAUCUCACAGAAAAGGCAGGGUUGGGCUGGAGAGCUUUGAUAUGGUGAGGCUGCACUUAAUGAGAGUGAAAAGGCUGGGUUUAACUGCAUGGAAAUACAGCCUAGAAGAUGGGCUGGGUGUUAGUUGAGUGUGUUUAAUGGCACUUGUGUCGUGCUGCAGUAUUCCAACCUCUCCCACACGAUGACACUUAGUCCUCACUGCUGGCCUUACAUGCACUGAUGAUAUUCAGUGUUCCUCAGAAUUGCUCUCAAAUCCAUUUGGAUCAUUGGUGCAGCAGGAACACCUACAUUCCUGCAUGCCGUCAUAUGUCAUGAUGUGAGGCUGAGGCUGAGCCUCCCUCCUGCACAGGAAAGAAGGAAUCCCCAGGGAGCUGGGGUGAUUGUCCUGCAGAGACACACAGAACAAACUGUUGAUAGUGAAGGAUAAGCAACCCUUCCUAGAUUUGGAAAUACCUCACAUGUUUUAUCGACUCACCUCCUGUUGAUGGGAGAUAAGGUGAAACAUCUUUAGGAAGGAUUGGGGAAUAUCAGAGCUGUUUGUGCAAACCCUUGUCGCUGAUAUGUGUCUCCAGUCCAAGAUGGGAUCUGCAAACGGGUCCUGAUGCACGACUACAGGAAGAAGAGGGGGGCGAAGGUCAGCCAGGACAGGAAAUGCAACAUGGGAUAUAGUGAUAAUAAUAUGGCAGGGAUUUGGAAAGGAUAAGAAAGGAAUGAGAGAAAGGGAAGAAGAGAGAGAGUGGGUGGUCUGAUGAUUUUCCUUCAAAGAUUCACUCCAGUUGGGUAACACCGUCAGACAAGUUAAGAUUAAAACUGUGUUUUUAGACCCAAAGUGCUACAGAAUGUCCUGCGCAGACCCUCGGGGCCUUCAUUGUGGGGGCUUUGAACCGAUUUUCCUCUUGUGCAGUGGUGCAUUCACAUGCCUGCGUCAGCACAUAAAUGGUCUGUGUGAUGUUUCAUGUCAGGGGAGCAGCCUGAUAACCUGGACCGCCUCUAAAAGAGGGAGAGAGGGGGGAGAGAGAGAGGGGGAGAGAGAGAACCCUUCUGGCCUCUGUACUUAACAAAGAGCUGAGAGAGACAGACAGACACACAUCCACACACACACAUGAGGAGAGAAAACAACAGCUUGUCAUACUUUUGCACUACAGAGCCCUCCAACUGGGACUCCACUUCACACACAUGCUCAACAUUUAGUGGCCUAAAGGUGUGUUGGAGUGCGUGGAUGCAGUCUCUGAGCAGGAGACGGGAAAUAGACGUGUCAGAUCAGCACUUAAUCACAUGCAACAUGUUUGUGAUGCUUUGUAAACAGCCAACAGACUGUGACAGAAUGUGGCGAUAAUUUUAACGGCGUGACAAGUGAGGAAAGACACUGAUUUGUUCUUCCAAAUUUCUCAUAUUUAUCAAUCAAAUGAAAGACACAGUUGGCUUUUAAAUUAGAUUCAUGUAGAAGUUGCAAACAUGGGAAGCUGCUUGGUGUUAGUUCUUUUUAGGAUAGCAAAUUAAACUUUGACUGACUGACCAGACUAGAGAUAAGGAAACGCUUUGCUCACCUGAUGACUUUUAAUGACUUUUAGCAGCCGCUGCUCUUCAGAUAUUAACUUGUUUUAACUAACAUACUAUCAAAGACACUGUCAUUCUGAUUCCUUUUUUAAAAAAAUCCUCUGUUGAAGUAAAUGAGCCCACACACCAAUAAAUAGCAUUUAUUAUUGCAUCUGUGUUGUUGUAUCAGCCAUACGAUUAAUUUGAACAUCAGUACGACAAGGCAAACAGCCAAAAAGGGGAUUUUUUUUUUACACAAUGUUAAAUGUUUUGGGGUGUUUUUCCUCUGACAGGGGCAAGGACCUCAAAUUAGCCAUAGCUAAAAGUCAUGUAUACAUGGCAUCGGUUUCUCUUUAAUUAGAUGCAACAAUGCCUGCAUUGUAAAAUAAAAUAAAUACAUAAAUAAAAAAUAAAAUAAACUUUUUUUUUUUCAGAAAAUAAAUUAACUCAAAAUCCAGCCUUAAAACAAAAUAAAAACAACUAAAAUCAAAAUUAAAAAGCCAAAAUUAACAAAACCUAAAAGUUUAUAACUAUAAUAAAUGUGUAUAGAAGUCCCUGAUGUGAUCCUGACCAUCCACUGCAUGAUGGGAACUCUCUAAUUUAACUUUCUCAUCACCUGCUGCUGGCUUCUGCUUCACACACAUGUUCUCCAUCACACUGCCGUCACUUUCUCCCUCUGAGAAAGUGGGGGAGGUUUUUAGGAAUUAAAAAAAAACGUCAGUGAUAGCCAUAGCAACAAAUGACUGCUCAUACUGUUUCACAACUUUGUUAGGGUGCACCAGAGGAAGCCCGAACCGGCCUGUGUGUAAGAGUACUGGUAUUCAGUGUACAUCGGUGAGUCAUGAAGUGUUACACCUGUUCCCCUCUCUGAGGAGAGCACAGCUGGUCCCGUCUCUCAACACACUCACGCACACACACAAUCCACAAAACACAAUCCGCAAAUCUCCACUAAGCAGGCGGGAGUUUAAAUCAAUCUGAGGAACAUCUGCCCAGUAAACACCACCGCAUUUUCCACAGUAGCCUAACUUUACUUUGAGCCUUGUAAUUAUUCUCUGUGAUGAUUCACACAGGCGCACUAACAUCUCCACAGAGGAAAACAGCUCGGUUAAAUCGCAGACACACUAUCUUUGGUUCCGGUAUCCACUUCAGGAAGCUCUGAGCGAGCAGGGACGGAAAGAGGGAAGGAAGCUUUAGUGCAUCCUAAACUCCAUCCUCAGGUUACACUUCCUAUAAUCCUCAGCACGGUAAUUAGCGCUCGUUAGCCGACUAGCCGGCUCAUGUGAUGAAGAGGAAGAGUGCGCUCGGCUCCCGCAUGCAGGCUCUGAUUUGCUGGGAUAUUAAGCACAGUCUGAAGGCCAAGCCCCUCCAGAGAGCAGAGCAGAGUGUGUGUGUGUGGUAUCAAUCCGCUGCAAUACAUCAGGACAUGGUACAUCACCUAAUUAUCAGUUCUAGUCUUAACAAGUACCUUAGCUAACACUGUAAAUAAAGAUCUUGAUGCUCAUUCAGUAGCCCGUGGCUUUUGAUGCUCAUUAGUUUCCUCAUCCUUUUGUGAGCAGCAGCAUUCAGGAUGUUGUUUUUUUCCUUCUGACUUCAUAACAGCGAACAUAUCACCAUCAAGGCCUGUAAUAUACUGUAUAUACACAUAUAUAUAUAUAUAUAUAUAUAUACACACAUAUCUCUGACGUUAUUGGAUUAUCAGAUUUCAUGCACAGAGACUGGUUUCAUAUGUACAGUCUGCAUCAAUAGAAAAUAUGUCAGCAGGUAAUCGAUGGGACAUUUUUGACUAAUGAGACUGUGUUUGUCCCCUUACAGUGAAGGAGGAUUGUGUGUCAGAUCCCGAGGAUGAUGUGAGCACGGACGCCCUGGUGGAGGAGAUGCUCCAGCAAGGAGACACAGCCGUCAUUUACCCAGAAGCCCCAGAGGAUGAGCCUCAACGCCAGGACACCCCUGACGCCAGCAUCCAUGAUGAAAACGGUACAUAAUAGAUAAUGCACAGCACCUGCAGCCCAUCUAUGUUACACAAAAACAACAUUUCAGUCAGAGCCUCUUGAGUCAAAUAAAAGGAUUUAUGUUGUAUUUGGUGGUAUGGCUAUGAGAGCUCUCUGCCAGUCCCCAUGUGUUUGAGGAAUACUAUAGCCAGAGGUGAGAGGAGCACACCUCCCAUCUCUUUCACAGAUACACAUGAAAAGCCAAGGCAGGGAGAGUAGCAGCAAAAAACUGUAGUGUGUAAAAUAAAGCAGGCAUUAAUUACAAUAUGUAUGUUUCAGACAAAUCAAACCAGAUCCAGCGUCCAAGCUCACCUUAUGUUUGUAUGUUUGGACAGACUGUAGCUCAGCUUGACUGUGCAUGUAAAUGUACUGACACAACCAGGACUGCAGCAAUUUGUAAGAAUAUAAAAAUUUUUGGACCCUUGUUUUUGCUGAACAAAACCGUUUACUUGGAAAAUACAGUAACAACAGAAAAAAAAUGUGUCAUGUAGCUUUUUCAACCCAGUCCUUCCUCUGUUUGAUAAGAGGAACAACAUCAGGGCUCAUGGUUUACCUGAAAAAGCUUCUUGGUAAGCUGAAGUUGCAAUCUGUUGUUGAAUUUAUCGACCUUUUUAUGAUAAGAUAAAACAUAAAAGUCAAUAUUUUCGUGUAAGUGCUGUAAAAGUAUUUAACAGCUUUGAUAACAGUGUGUGAGCAUAUAAAAAAAAAAAAGUGCUGCAAUUUUUUAUUUUAUUAUUUUGCAGAACAAAAACGUUAAUGGAUUUUUGGAAAUAUUGUUGAAAGUUUCUGCGUUUAGCGUCUGUUUCAAUGGCCCUUUUUGAUACCGCCAGUUUUAAGCACUAAAUGGUUGGAGUUCAGUGAGGUUUGAAAGGGGGGACCAGAUUUCACAGAGGUGAAAUGGGAUCACUAUGAGCCGGCGAGGGCAGGCGAGGCUGGGUGUGUUUACAUGUCUGAGUGUGUGUGACUUUGAAGCUCCUGCUGUUUGUAAUCGCUCACAAAACGUUGUAUUGCAACAUGAAGUCAUGCACAGGGAUACCAAUGUUACACCCGUGCAGGGUUAAUGCAGAAGUUUAAGGGUGUGAUCUGUUGCAGACUUACAGGACAACAGUAUGAUGGUACAUAUUCACACACACAAAAAAAGAGGAAUAUAAUGUCAUUAUUAUCUUCACAAGCAGGGUGCCUAAAUCACACACUCUCUAUUUCCACCUGAGAGCUCACAGCCACUGAGCUCUCACACUAUUACUGCUCCUACAAAGUAAUUACCGACCCCCCGGGACGGCUCUACCUGCUCCCCAUCUCACCUCAGGUGUUAACUCCACCCCAUUAACGCCACUCUCCGACAUCAUUACACACACUGCUAUUUGUUAAGUGCAGCACACUGGGGCCUUUAUUGCCCCUGGGCUUUUGGCUUUUACCUGCUGCGGCAGCAGAGGGGAAAAAAGGAAGGGAGGAGGAGGAGGGGGGAGGAAGAGAAACAGCAACACCUGAGUAAAUUUGUCACGUCUGUUCGAGCUCUGACUCACAGCUACCUGUGCGAUAAUGUGUGUGCAUUCCCAACCCCAGGCCCUCACCUGUACCACAGGGAACUUAAUACAUCACCUGUUAACAAAGUAAUGCUUUACCUGUGUGGGAGCCGGACCGCCGAGACCCUCUGUUAACCAGCAAGGAUUCAAGCAGGAGGUGGAUGUUUACAGAGCUCACUUUUCCCUACCUGCGUGGGUGUUUUUAAAACGUUCCUAUCUCACAAUAGGGAAUCAAAUGAGGGGAUUUCAGACCAGUGUAAUUGCUCCGCUUUGUGUUAGCAAUGAGCACAAUAGCAAAAAUAAAACCCAGCCCUCCUCUGGCAGUAAAGGUUGUUAUUUAAAAACGACAGGAAGGUGUUACUCUGAAUCACUAAUCAGUUCUCAUCCAUUUGGUUACCUGGCUGCUGUUUACCUGAGGGGGAGGAUCUCUCACAGCCCGGUGAAAAAGCAGAGGAGUGUUACUCAGGCUGGCCUUGUGUAACAUCAAAGAGCUCGAUUGACCCUGAGGUUUUUAACCCUUUCUUCUCCCUCCUCCUCUUACUCUCACUCUCACCCAUGUCAUUAUCUCCCAACAGGAACUCCUGAUUCCUUCUCUCAGCUGCUCACCUGUCCGUACUGCGCACGUGGCUACAAGCGUUACAGCUCGCUGAAGGAGCACAUAAAGUACCGGCAUGAGAGGACGGAGGAGAGCUUCAACUGCCCUGAGUGCACCUACAGCUUUGCAUACCGUGCUCAACUGGAGAGGCAUAUGACGGUCCACAAGAGCGCGCGAGAUCAGGUAAGGAUCAGGUCACAUCCAGGCCCACCUUCAGCGAGGGCUGCGCAGCUAAGCCCAAAAUGAUAACCAUGCUUAUUCAGGCCAAAACUGUGACAUAAUUAUUUCACUGAUUCAGGCGAAGCAAGUAUAUAUACAGCACACUUCAGCAACAAGGAAAAUUAGAGUGCCUCAAACAAGAUAAUAAAACAAUCUCAAAGAAAACAUUUAAAAAUCCUAAAAAGUGACAUUAGAUAUCUUUAAAACAGGCCGUUGAUGUUAAAGCUUUCACAUUUAAAUAAGAACAAUAAUACUUUUAUUAGGGUUUUUAUCUAACAUAUGGAGUAGGGGGGAAAAGUCAGCAGUAAGUUGAUGUAUUGCUUUUACAUUCACUUGUUACAAAAAAAACACCUAAAAAAAAAAAAAAACUAACUAUUGAAUACCUAACAAAACAGUCAGACUUGAGUCAAACCAGUAAUCAGCUCAACUCCUUAUCAACAGUUAUACGUGUUUGAGUCAGUGCUGCAGCUGUGUGCACUCACACUCCCCAAAUCUGUGUUAUUUUUUACGUGAGUGGUCAUUAUCUGUAACAAUAACGUGUAUGAUUGGAGUGUUUCCUCAUCACUAACCAGUGGGUCUAUAUUGUUCAGUAGCAGAGCUGUCUGUUUUGUCUUUUUACUCAAUAUGUUCCUGCUGUGCUGGGAAAACUUCACAGUGGUUAUGAGCAGAUGUCACACUGAUGCCACCAGUGUUUUCUGGGGCCUCCUUUAAUGCUAUUGACCCCUGCUUGAAGCAGUAAAAGGCAAUUACUCUUCUUGUCGUUCGCUAGGUUGAUAAUAAAUCAAAACAGAUGUGUCAUCUCAGCCCUAGACGGUUAUGUAGGGGUGGAGUUGACACAGACAGGCAUCGUUCUUCUUCUCAUGUUAGUGUAAAACAAAAUCAUUGGCUUUGAAAAUGUUCAGGAGAAGCGAAUCAGGACUUGUUACUCAAGGCUCUUAAUUGGAAUCAAUAAUAGAGAGGGUCGCUCUGCAAUCAAGUGAGCAGUUAGCGGUUUGGUUGAAAGCUGUGUUUGGGAGUGCUUGAUGUAAUAACAGCUGUCAACCUUGUUUUCUUAAUCUGUGGGAAAGCUGAAUCAUGACUGGGACUAAUAUUCAUGUAGUUGUGCAGCCCUACUCUAAAGUGAAUUAUAUUCUGCUCUGAUAGUGGAUAAAGAAUGUUCUUCGUGUUCUAAGAUAAAGUAACAGUGAAAUCUUGAGCCCACUUUCUUAUGUGAGAUUCAGACUCUGACUCAGACUCAGACUCUGGUAGAUGGUUUUAGAGUUUUUUCCUGAGAGUAUGAUACUGUUUUAAAUACUCUUAUAACCCCUGAAGACUCCUUGAGACCGCUACCCUACCUAAAUCACACAUGUUAACGCUCAGAAUGUUUUUAUGCUGUUCAUACCUGAAAAAAAUUAUAUAUAAGUAUUCUAUACUUUUAUACCUAAUGUGAUGCUUGUUAAAUAAUGACCUGUAUUCAAAUCAGCUGCCCCUCAACCUACAAUGUAUACUCACUCAUUAAAUAUUGACACUUAUCAACCUGUGCUCAUGUAUACAUGUGUAUAGGAUUAUAUUUAUAUAUAUAUAGUUUUAAGUAUUUGUACAAUUUUUAUAUAUGUAUCAACACCAGCAGUUUAAUCAUUCGAUAUGUACAUUAAAUUGAGUAUAUAUAUAAACUUUAAAUCUCUGUUACACCAACACAAAAACUGUUAAUAUAUAAUAUAAUAUUGUAGCUAAUUUUAAUCAACUUAAAUAAAGGGGAUAAAAUAGGCACAAACAUUGUGUAAGAUUGAUUGACUUAAAACAGGUUUAAGGAGGUAAAAGACUAAAUUUAUGCACGUUUCUGUUAAAAUGUAGCUCUCUUUGCUUUAAUUAAUAUUUAAUGAAAUUGUAUUUUUUAAGCAAACUUAAAACAAAUAAUGCAGUUCAAAGUUUUUUGCCACAAAAAAAAACAGAAAAAGAAAACAACUAUAAAAGUUUUGCAGAGUAAAUCAAACAAUAUCAGAAGCAAAAAAAAUUAAUUUAAAAAGCUGACAUAAAAGUCAGAUAAAAUACGAUGAUGCUUAUCUUUAAAAUAAAAAAGAAACAAUAAAUAAUUUAAAGUUAUUCUUACUCUUAUUAAUAGACAGUAUUAUUUAUACUCAGUAUUUCGAAUAUCAGUAUUCCCUGCUUCUCUUUAAGAUGAAUAUUGUAAUAUUUACAUGUAACAGUCUACACGAUCUGUGCUCUCUUUUCUUCACUUCUCCGUCACCUGUGAUCAGUUUAAGUUAAAUACCUGGACUGAUGUUGGAAUGAAGCUCUAAGAAAGUGAUUUUCCAAUUAUGCAAACCUACACAGACACUCACGUCUUGUUCCUUUAGUAGCUCCAAACACGAUAAAUAAACAUGAGCUUUAGCCCCUGAUUGAUUAAUGACACAGUGACAUGAAUUAGCAGGAGUUCAAAGGUUGUGUUUUUAUUGUGUAUCUCACUGGACGUCUCUCUCUCUCUCUCUCUCUCUCUCUCUCUCUCUCUCUCUCUCUCUCUCUCUCUCUCUCUCUCUCCCUCUCUCCCCCUUUCUCUCUCUUCAUCUGACAGAGACACAUCACACAGUCGGGAGGCAAUCGUAAAUUCAAGUGCACUGAAUGUGGCAAAGCAUUUAAAUACAAGCACCACCUGAAGGAGCACCUACGCAUCCACAGCGGUGAGUGGACAACCCCUGUCACCAUGGUAGCAUCCUGCGUAUAUGUGUGCAUGAGUGUGUGUGUAUGCUACUGUAUAAUCCCUGUUGCCACCAGUGUCUCAGUGUCCAUUGAAUAUUUAUAUUUUAUUUCAGUUUAAGCCAACUCUUUGUGUUGAGACAUCCUUCAUUGUGUAGCAGUGCUUUGUGUGCUCUUCCUUAAUGUGCCAUAAUUGUGUUUCUUUUGGCAUUAUGGGACAGCAAUUAGAGAAGGCCAUUUCCCAAUGGUGCCAUUACAUCAUUGUUAAGCAUCAUUGACAUGCAUUAAAGCUUUUUCCUGCUCAUAGCCGAGCUUGUUCAUUUAGCUUCAUUCACUAAUGGAAAUCUGUGUCUCCCCCCUCUACCUCUAUCUCUCUCUGUCAAACAUAUUCUGGUUUUAUUCAGGAGAGAAACCCUACGAGUGCUCCAACUGCAAGAAGCGCUUCUCCCACUCAGGCUCAUACAGCUCCCACAUCAGCAGUAAGAAGUGCAUCAGCGUCAUCUCAGUGAACGGCAGACCGCGCUCGGGGAACACCAAAGCCCAAAACCAGGGUCCAUCACCGGCGCUGCCCACGCCCCCUUCAGUCCUCCGCACUCAGAUUAGGGAGAAGCUGGAGCACAGCAAGCCCCUGCAGGAGCAGCUCCCCCUCAACCAGAUCAAGACCGAACCUGUGGACUACGAGUACAAGCCAACGCUGAUCUCAUCUCCUGCUGUGACCACCAUGAAUGGAGGGAUCUUCAACGGAGGUGCUGCUGCUCCUCUUCAGGGCACAGUACAGGCCGUGGUCCUGCCCACUGUGGGGCUGGUGUCGCCUAUCAGCAUCAACCUGGCAGACCUGCAGAAUGCUCUGAAAGUGGCGGUGGAUGGUAACGUCAUCCGCCAAGUGCUAGAAAGCAACGCCAAAGGACAGGGGCAGGUGAACUCGGGGUUAACCACUGGAACUCUCCAUCCCCCACAGCAGCAGCUCAUCUCAGCCAUCAGUCUGCCCAUUGUGGGUCAGGAUGGAAAUGCAAAAAUCAUCAUUAACUACAGUCUGGACCCCAACCAGGGUCAGGUCACAGCUCAGAACCUGAAGCAGGAGCCUGAGCCCAUUUCACUGGCCCAGAGCACCACAGACACCUUCAAGUCCCAGAAACUUCCUGAAGAUCUCACCACCAGAGGCUCCAGGCCCCAUGAGACUAAAGAAAAAGAGGAAAAGACCACUAAAACAUGUCUCCUGUGUGAUAACUGUCCUGGGGGGCUGGAAGCUCUCCACGCCCUCAAGCACUGCAAAAAGGAUGGUCUCAGGCUGAAUGGAUCUGGCCUGGAUAAGUCUGAGUCUGCUGUUGCCGCCCUGUUGUCAGAGGGAGGACUUUGCAACCAGCCUAAGAACCUGUUGUCCCUGCUCAAGGCCUACUUUGCCUUAAACGCAGAGCCCACCAAGGAUGAGCUGGCCAAGAUCUCUGACUCAGUCAGCCUACCAGUCCAUGUGGUUAAGAAGUGGUUUGAUAAAAUGCAGGAGGGGCAGAUAUCACUGGGUGCACCAACACCCCCCUCAGAGGAGGAGGAUACCUGUGAAGCUGGCAGCGUGGUGUCUCUGGUCCCAGGCAAGGAAAUGGCCAUGAGCCCCUCUGUCAACCAAGACAGCCCCACAGAGGCCACCCCAGCGGAAGUUAACGGCACCCACAGCUCGCCAGCCUCCCCCUCACCACUAAACCUGACAGCUGGAGGUCCUGUCCCGAUCCAGCCGUCCCCCAGCACUGAGGGACCCCUAGACCUGUCGCUGCCAAAGCCCGCCAGAGAGGAGGCAGAGAGGGUGGUGACUAAGUCCCGAGUUUACCCCUCUCCUCCCUCAGGCUCUACCAGUGUGGAUGAACCCCUGAACUUAACUUGCACAAAGAAAGACGCAUCGCCACUCUCAGCCAUGGGCGGCAGCCCCAUCGCACUGUACGCCAGCCAGCCAAGUGCCAAACCCCUCGACAUUGUGACCACAAUGCAAUGCCUCAGGGCACUAUCCACUAACAACAAACAGACUAUCCUGAUCCCUCAGCUGGCUUAUACCUAUACCACUACAGCAAGCAGCCCAGCAGGGACCGAGACCCAGGAGACCAUCCACCUCAACGGAAUCAAGGUGAGCAGCCAUGAGUGUCCUCGAAUUCAUCAGCUAGGAUUCUCAGUCUUAAAAGUUUCAAGGACAUUCCAAGACUAUAUGCAGAAAGUUAAAGGAGUACAUGUAAAUAAUGAUGUAGGGCUGGGCGAUAAAACCGAAAAUCUACUGAUACUGAAAUUUACAACAAUAACCAAUGUCAUUUUGCCCAUGUCAGUAUAUUCGGUGUCAAAAAAAUAAAUAAAAUAAAAGUUGGUUUUGGAUGUGUGUAGGUAGGCUAUGGUCUCAUUUCCCUUAAAGACGCUGUGCUAUGUCGGAGACAUGACUCCAUCCAGUCUGUAAGAAAGAGGGAAAGACAGGUGAGGAGAUAGAUGACGGUUCAAAAGUUGUAGUGGCUGGAGCAGCGGCUGAAGUAAACAAAGUCAAUGUGGGAGGGAGUCAUCGUCCAUUUAUUGUUAUCGAGGUGAACUGCUCAAUAUAUUGUGAUAUUGAUUUGAGGCCAUAUUGCCUAGCCCUAGAUCAAUGCCAGAUAACUUUACUUAAACAGAUACAAAGGGUGUUUUCCUGAAAACUAUAGGCUGUUAGCUGUGUACACACACAAUCACAAAUGUAGGUUUUUCUUCCACUAAUGUGAAGAAGAAGGGAAACAGAAAUGCUGCCAAUGCACCCUAAGGUUUUUUGUGGCAACAGGUAAGAUCUGUGAAAAGAAAAGAAUUAUGUAAAGGAAUGAAUGCAUUAUAUUACUUGUUAAAGCAAAAUGAGUGUUUACCAUUUAUCAACUUUUUGAACUUAUUAGAUAAUAAUAUAUAUAGUAUACAGGAUAUGUAUUUAAACUUAUAGUGAUGGAAAGAAUCAAUCACUACCACAGAGCGGUCCAUUACAAUAAACUAAACUACUGUUUUUGAAUGACAGAGUAGUUCCCAAGGAACUACUACUUCAUCAGGUUUGUCAGCAUUGAAGUGUUUCUCAAGUUUCAUUUAAUAGCAAACUGAUUUUGCUCUUUUAUAAGUAGUUAUUGAGUGUCUGAUCUGGUUGUCAUUUUGAGAAACAAGUGGAUCAGAAUGAAGUUUUUUUUUUCUCUUUAGGGAGCAAUCAGUCAAAGCCCUCAGUCUGGAUCAUUACUUCUUAUUGUUCAGAAGCAUCAGAACAUGAUAGAUAGUCUGAAAGCAUCUCAGAUCUAAUCAAUAAGUCUUAUAUAGAAACGUCAGAAUUCAGCGCUUUGUAAAAAUGAUAGCCCUUAAUAGUUCUUCAUUGUGCAGACACCUAAUGGGCCUGUAGUGAUGGAUGUAGAUCUCUGGGUGUGUGUGAGUGAUCUUCCUGGGCUGUCACCAGGAGGACAUGAGGCUGCACUUAACUGCAGAGCUUCUAUUGAUCUGCAGGAAUCUGUUUAAACAGCACACCUCUGCCUGCCUCAUUGAUUUAUUGUUGUUGUAUCAUACUUUCUUGUUAAGUGGAUUGGCAUAGACCUGCCCUGUAAAAAAGAGCACUGUGUAUUAUAUUUCUUCUCCUUAAUAUUGCCCCACAUCCUUUGACUGCAUCACUGAGGACUUUUAGCAGUCCUGGGAGAGGGGAAAUCUGUAGGUGUGCUCAUAAUAUGUUUCAUAGCAAAGGAAAUAUUGGUUAAGUGCAAUUUCACGACCGUCUCCAGAGAGAGCUCUAAGGAGGCUCCAGACUGGUCUGGGGUUCUUCACACAGAUAUGGAGAUUUUAGAGAUCUCUGUCCUAAUCUUUAGGUCAGUGCCUGCUCGUGCUGUGUGGAGAUAAGUUGCUGCAUGAACAGAAUUUGAACUUAAGUGCAUAUCAUAGGGUGACCAUAUUCUGAAUCCCCAAAAAGAGGACACUACUACGCGGGGCAGAGUCCUGGAGUCGCACCUAGUAAAUGUUGAGUGUUUUUCAGGUGGGGUCGAGUGUUUUUUACGCGCCUCUCACUCAGUUAGUCCACGUGACACAAACUCAGAACUUCCGUACAAAACCCCUGACAUUUGAAGGAUCUUAUAAACUUCCUGGACAAGGCCCAAAGAGAAGGACAUGUAUAGGUAAAAGAGAACAUAUGGUCACCCUAGCAUAUCAUAAAAAAAGAAAAAUAUUAAUACCAGUGUUGACGCAAAGGCAACAAAAAAGUGAACUCCUGUGCUCAAAAAUGGACAACUUUUUUAUUUUUGAUCUGAAGCGUGUGCAGUGUUCCUGCGUACUGAAUACAGACCAACAUACGAUGUCCUUUUAACAGUAAUAAAGGGCAACGCUAAUGCAAUUUUCCUAAAAACUGAUAUGUAACCAAAACGGAGUGUUUCCUGUGAAUUAUCAUUCAUAACCCAGAGGGGCUGUGUAUUUUGUACUUUCUCUUUCGUUUGUUCCACGAGCUUUGGUGCUUUUCAAUGUCAAAUGUGAAACUGUCAGACAUGGCAUCAUUUUAGAGGAUGUGGUAUUGAAAAGGAACAAUGUCUUGAAAAAUCUGACAACAUUGAUACAGAAAUUUCUAAACUAUGGAGUCAAAGUACACUCUGCUGGUUCAAAUAAAUGACGCACAAUGUCUAAACCAGCCCCAGCAUUAUUCUAUGUGUUUAAAUGUUGUUUAAAAAAUAAGAAAGAAAAGGUAAAAAAAUAUUGUGAUAUUGGUCAGUGGAUGUAUCUGUCAGGCCUGGUUAAAGAUACUCAUCUCUUUUUCCACUCUUUCUGGUGUAAAAACAGAUAAACUUCAUUUUAAAUGUCCACUCAUACAUGUCUGAUUUGUCAUUUUCUCCAGGAGGAGAGGUCAGACUUAGGCCUAGAGAGCAUGUCCAACAUGGAGGAGCAGAACGACUCAGACUCAGGCCCUCAGAGGAAGAAGAUGAAGAAGACAGAGAGCGGCAUGUACGCCUGUGACCUCUGCGACAAGAUCUUCCAGAAAAGCAGCUCACUGCUGAGACACAAAUAUGAACACACAGGUAAAUGCAAACCUCCAUGUGUUUCUCAGGCCUACAUAAAAAUAUGACCAAAAGAAAAACACAUAACCGGAACUUGUCUCACCAUCACGUACUCUUGGCUCCUGGGAAAGAUGAGUCAGUGUGUGAGCGAAAAGGGGAUUUUGAGCUUGAGCGUAAAGAAGGGUGGACACCUCCAUUCCUGCAGGUAUUACUCAACAUGCACAGAAGAGGUCUGAGAAGUUCUUUCCGCCAACUCCCCACCUCUGCACUGCCAGCUUCUCAUGUGAAGCACCAAAUGUUGCAAGAGGCGAGCUCUGGUAGUGAUUUGGAUCGUUCUGAGAUGAUGAUUCUGUGGCCAAGUGCAGGUCAAGGCUCUCAGAGGCGUUUUACUUUUUUUCUUUAUUACUCCGAUACCUGGCUUGCAAACACAGUUUUCAGCUCCAAAUGACCUCAUGCUAGGUGAAACUAGCUGUUCCCAGCCUGGAUAAAGUUUCCUUGAAGGUUUUAGAGAGCGUUUGUUGUGAUUUUGUUGUAAUGUUUUGACAUGCUCUCCUUGGAUACAUUGAUGAUAGAUGCUGUUACAAACCUCAACUUCAACCUUUUACACACUACUGAGAGGGGAUUCACUGAUUGCACUGUAGAGUUUUGUUUUGGUAUGAACAUUUUUCACAUUGUAAGGGCAGUAAGCAGAAAAUAAAAUAAAAAAAACUAUGAAACAACCAAAAAGGCAAAUAAAACUAGGACACACUGUUUUUGAUCAAUAAAUGUAGGGAUUUGAAAAACUUUCUGAACAGUCUAUCAGGGAAUAGUCUCAUUGGCUGCUAUUCCACUCACUCUUUUGACUUAGUUGUUUGAAAUGGGUUAUCUCCUCUCCAAGGAUAUGGUUUGUUUGAUGGUAUUUACCAAAUGGCCUGCAUUAAAAUUAAUUUCUGAAUCCUGUUUUAUAAUAUCCAAGCAAAAUCUUUGGAGAGGUGUUAUCUCAACUUUUCAAAUGAGGGACAUGUCUAAGUUUAGUGCUCGCACUAAAAACAAACCAAUAUUCUUUUAAUGAAUAUUUUCCUCAUUAAUCCAACACUGUCACACACUUUGAUGUUACUCUCUGGUAAAAAGAGGCAAGUGGGGGGAGGGUCUUGUAACACUUCCAACUGGACAGAGGCAUAGUGUAGUGUGUCAUGGGUGCCAUUAUGCCAAGAGAAGUGUAAGAAGUGCCCAAAAAGUGCUGCUAUGCCAAGGGAGGUUCAUUGUAGAACUUUGGCCUGUACAGAGGCUAUAGUCCUCAAAGUGGGCUACCUGGGAUUGAUGCCAAUAUACAAUAAAUCCCCACUUUCCCUCUCAGUUUCCUGCUGUAGUCACUCUCCUAUCCCUCUUAAGAAAAGCAUAAAAUCUCAAAAAUAUACUAAAAAUCAAGAGAAGUAGCGACACUCUGCCUGCCCACUUUGAGUGCAGAAGUUUGACUCAGCUUUUUCACUUUUUUCCAACUUCAAAAAUAACCUCUGCAAUUUAGUAUGAAGAAAUGAUCAGUCCUCUUGCUGUUUAUAAUGUUUUACAUUACAUGCUAUAAAGACAGGUCGGUAUAGACCCUUUUUUGGUUGGCAUCACCCUGACUUCACAGUACUGGCAAGAGACAAAAAAAACUGGAGGCAAACACAUAUUCCUGUAGCAGGGUUAAGGUGACAUAGGAGUCUUGAAAUGUCAUCUUUAGGUGUUGUUGGUACCAGAAUAGAGAAACUAAUUGCCUCGAAACCAAUAUUCUACCAUUUACCAGCCACCACUGCUUGUCCACAGAAACACAACUUCAGUUAAAUGCAACCAGACUAAAGGACUGAAUGGAGGCACUCAUCCAAAACACCAGAUGAGGGUUAUCAUUACCAGUUAAUCAGACAUUGAUGAGGCUUCCAGAGGAGGAGUACUGGAUUUCUCUGUAACAUCAACUGUUUUAUCACAUGAGCUACUGUUAGCUUUGUUAGCAAAACAAACCAGGAAACUAUGUAUUUGUCAUUCUUUCGUAUGAUUGCCAAACACAAAUAUAGUUGUCCAAGGACUUACACGCCUUCAGUUUGUCAGUUUAAAAACUCCUCACAGUCUUUUUAAAAACCCAGCUUUUCAACAGAACUUGUUCCAGGUCUUAAAACUGGUGCAGAACUACUGUGUUUGCUGAGCAUAUAGCCCUGUGUCUUCAGUAAUUCUUUUUGAUGUUGUUUCACAUGGUCUGGGGUGUCCUUUACAGUGGUGUCAUUUCACAGUAAAAGUUUCCAGCAGGACUUUUAUUGUUCCUGAGUUAUAAGUGUUUAUAAAAAUAUGAUUAAGAGUUAGCAGCUCUCUUUGAACUUUUACAAAAAUAUUCACAGAGCUGCACUAACAGUAAAAGGUUUUACUCCUUAUACUCAUAUGGCACAGAUUAUCAAAGCUGUUGAACGAUCCUACAUAUGGAAGUGAUAGCGGAGUACACUGACUGUUUUUAUCUGCAUCACUUUGCAGUGUUUAUUGUUUUGUUUGCUCUGUCUGCAUUUUUUUCACUCAACAUUAUUUCAUUUUUCUCGAACAGAAAUGUUGAUGUUUAUUUAUUUUUCCUCCCUCUGCAGGGAAGCGACCACACGAGUGCGGCAUCUGCACCAAGGCCUUCAAACACAAACACCACCUGAUCGAACACAUGCGCCUCCACUCGGGGGAGAAACCGUACCAGUGCGACAAGUGCGGCAAGCGCUUCUCCCACUCAGGCUCCUACUCGCAGCACAUGAACCACCGCUACUCUUACUGCAAGAAGGAGACGCAGAGCCAAGGAGGAGGCCCAGGGAGCCCAGAGGAUGACGGGGAGGCUCAGGCCGAGCUGGAGGCUCUGAAUCGGUUGCAGCAGCUCCUCGGCUCCUCCCAGCUGGACUUAGACGAUCGAGGGAGCAGCACCAGAGAGGAUGAGGAGAGCGAGGAAGAGGAGGAGGAGGAGGGCGCAGUGGACAUGAAUGACAUCCAGGUGGUGCAGAUAGAGGAGGAAGGAGGGGAUGAGGAAGAGGUAGCAAGGAAUGAGGAGGAGAUAGAGAGAGUAUUUGUGGAAGGAGGAGCAGAGGAGGAGAUGGAAGUGAGAGAGGAGGCCGACACAAGGCAGGAGGAGGUGCUCGGCAGUAUUCAGGAAGAGGAGGAGAUCAAAGGGGAGGGUGAAGAAGAGGAGGAGGUGAUGGAUACAGAAGAAGGGGUGACGCAAGAAGAGAAAGCAGAGGAGGAGGUGACGGAGGAGAGUGGAGGCGAAACAAACAAGGAGAUGGUUUCUGAAGACCAGGAGCAGACGUCACAGGAGGAAGGAGACUAAGAGAGGAAUCAGACUCCUCCAUGAGACACAAUCAGACUCCUCCUCUCCCCGAGCAGAGGAGGAGCAGAGGAGGCGACGUCUGGUCACUCUGACUGUUUGUUUCAGUUCACUACUGUGUAGAAAUCCAGGUGUGCCUGAAAAAUACUAGUGACUUUUCCACAGGAGAACGAUGUCUCACUGUUAGAGAAAUCCAUUUGUAAAAAAAUGAAGACAAACAUGAAUUUUAACAAACGAAGGAGAUGCAUUAUACAGACUUUGGAAGCUAGAGCCGACACGUUUUAGAUAAUGUUUUAUUACUAAAACACCUUGGGUCAUUUCUUUUUAUCAGUGUUACUAAUUUUAUCACUCAUAUUUUAACCUUUAAAAGCUGUACAGUUGGGAGAUAUUUCUAUACCUUUUUAUUGCCAAUGAACAAAAAAAGUCAGUAUUUUAUUAAGUUGGAAGGAAAAUAAGAAAAUCCUGUGCACUACAAGUGGCUUGGUUUACCUUUGGAUUCAACAGUUGAGUUGUGUUUUCUACCCUUCAGUAUUACCGCACUAGAUGUACCACGCCAUCACGCUAGCAGACGUUAGCAUGACUUAGAUUUUUUUUUUUUUGUUUUUGUUGAUUGGACUGCGAGCCUUAAGAAGAAAACAAAGGAGAGCGGGAAUGGUUCCUUUCAGCCAUUUUGAUUCUUUUGGACACAUUACUGUCAAAGUUUCUGUCCACACAGUGAUCUAUAGGAAAAGUUUGACACUUUGGGAAAUGUGCUUUUUUCUUUGUUUUGAUGGAGUUAGAUGAGUAGGUAGAUACCACUUUCACACCUCUCCUGUUUGCUUAGCUCCAAACAAGGACCAGCAUAUUAGGAACAGCCAAAUCAAGCUGAACGUAGUUUGAUAAAGCUGGCAGUUUUUUUUUUUUAGUGGAGAUGUUCCCAAUGACACAUUUUUUUAGUCUUUUACUUAAAAAAAAUAAAUGUCAAUUCCAACUAUAGCUGUCUGGAUUACAAGUAAGAAAAGUCUGAGAAAACGAAGGAAACUAUCACAUUUAGGUAACCUGGCUAUAUAUGCUUGUGCUCGGGUGGUGAACAUGGCUAACAUUAGCAGAACUAGCACCUUCAUGUUUUAGCCCUCAUCGUUAGUUCACAUCCCCAUGCACAUGCAGGACACACAUUGAUCCGGUCAGGUGUUUUUGUGAUGGAUUAACCAGAUAGAGCAGAGAAUCAUUACAGCAUUACAGCUGUACCUACAUACUUGGCUACAGAGCAGACUAGUGGUGGGCAGCUGUGCUGCAGCUUCGACCCAACAUAUGCCUGGCAUCGUAGGUGCACAAUGAGCAAAAUAUUAUCGCUUCAUUACUCUACUAGAAAGUUAAGUUACAACCAGCAAAGGUUAAAUAUAUUUCGAUUCAGAUCCAGUAGGUUGCAAUCAUGCAUACCAGACUGAAACUGGUGAUCCUUAACUAGAUCAUCCUCUUACCUUUAAAGCUUCUGUGAGGAACUUUUAUGGGCUGAUUAUGGUCAAAAAUAAAGCCUAAUGACUUUGCCACUCUUAUUCUGUACAAGAUGGUACUAUUUAAUAUAAAAUCGUACCCUGCUUUCUUUAAACAGUUAGAUUAAGUGUCUGAUGAAUUUAAAGCUCAAAAGGUAGUAUACAUGACUUAUGGUUCAAAAAGGAGGGUUUUUGUGAAAAAAAGUCACCCGUUGGACAGACUCCAACAGGUUUCCCUCUUGAUCCUCAAAGAGAAAGUGACCCCUUUGUGAUCCAGUCUCCUCUUUAAUAACUUAUUUUUGCACCUUCUCUCAUCUUCUACUCCAGAAAGUAAAGUAAGUGUAUUUUCCCAAAAUGUCAAAUUGUUACUUUAACCAUUCAGAGCGAGAACUGUCUGACCCUCUCCCUACCUUCCCCGUACUCCGAGCCAUAUGCAAAAAAACCUAAACAAGAGAAACAUGCAUAUCAAAAGUGCCAUUGAAUAUUGCUGUUGAAGCUUAGCAGCAGCUAUCAGGUUUUGCCAGGGCCCAGAUCAACCAUUUAGCCGGGAUACUGUUGACUUUGGCUCGACACCGCACCUGAAAGAGCAGCCGACCACAUCCUCAUGUAUGAUAGAUUUUAGGAAAGCUUCUUUUGUGUCUAAUCUGAGCAGCGAAAUGAAUUACAAUGCACAUGUUUUCUAACAGACGCUGAGGAAGUCUGGUUUCUGACUGUGUCCUGCCUUUCAAAGCUUAUUCAGUGCACUUGUUUGACACACCUUGACACGCUCUGAUGUCUCUUCAGGUAACAAAAUGAAGGCGAAUAUAAAUCCCAGGAGUUCAAUUCAUCACCUUUUUACCUGUCAGUAUUAUUUUUGUCUCCUUUGUUGUCGUAUGUUCUGUUUCAGUGUGUGUACUGUAUGUUUUCAGCAAUGGCAGUAUUAUCCCAGCCCCCACGGAGAUGGGUAUGUCUGUUAGUCCUGUUUAGAGAACUUUUAUAUUUAUGUGUCUUAUUUUUUAUAUUUCUUUAUGGUUAUUUAUUACACUAUGUAGUGUACAAUACUGUAGUUUGUAUUAAUACGAUAAUAUAUUUUAGUAUGGGAAAAAAAAACAUUCAAAGGCAAAUAACUACAAGCCUGGAAAAUGAGACUCCGGCGUACUGAAGUAUGUUUUUCGAACAAACAAAAAGAUGUUUUUCCUUGGGAGAAGAAGAAACUCGCACCCUGCAAGCCUGAAAAUUGGAACCUGUGACCUCUCUGCAUCCAUUCUCAUGUUAGUUUAGUUUUCUUUCCCCUCUCUAAUAUGAAGCUACUGAACUUUUGAAAACUAAUAGUAUGUCUAAUAGCAUGAGUGUGUGCUGUUUUAUUGAAGGAUUAUCCUUAACCACACAAACUGUCCUUUUUGCCAAGCCAAAAUAAUAUUGACGUAUGUUCUUUUUAUUUGUGCCAAUUUGUUACUUUAUAUGUCAGUGUCAAGACCACGCCCACUUUUAUAUGCCCCCUGCCUUUAACACCAUCAUCCUUUUUUAUAGUGAUUGUUUUUGGUUGUUUCUUUUAUUUUUUGUUCAUUUUUUAUGACUCCCCAUCUCACAAUAAAAUACAUCAAUUACA
This is a messenger RNA of Xyrichtys novacula (pearly razorfish), 72614 nucleotides long. The record is from the annotation of a GenBank genome assembly. NCBI's taxonomy places the organism in Eukaryota, Metazoa, Chordata, Actinopteri, Labriformes, Labridae.